GUCACGGCCGGGAGGGAGGGAGCCGCCGCCGCCGCCUCCUUCUCCGCCGCCAAGCCCGGCCCGCCCGGGGGACCCGUCCUCGCCUGGGACUAGCGCGCCAGGCUGGGCUGGCCGGGCCGGCGCCGAAGGAGGGGGACGGCGACGAGGCAGCGGGCGCCGCGGAGGGCCGCCGCCGCGGGCAGAGCCGGGCUGCCCCCAGACGACGAGCCAGGGCCCCGCAGCGACGAGGUGAGUCAGCCCUUCGGUAGCCAAGGUGGCCACGGAAAAUGGCUGCGGAGCGAGCGAGGGGAGGGCGGCGGGCGGGCGGGCGCCGGCCGGGGAAGCCGCGGACGGAGCCCUCGCCGAGGAAGGGGGCGACUGUGCUGGGGGGGCGCCUCUUUGCACAACACUCGCCCGAGGGCGCGGCUGGGCGGGCAGGUAAGUAAGUAGCCGCCUCGCUUCCCUCUCCCCCCCUCCUCCUUCUCUGUUGGGGCGAGCGCUGAGCUCGGCCCCUUCCUCUCCCUCCCUCCCCUUCCAGCGCCUCCUUCUCUUCCCUGCCUGCCUGCCUGCCCGCUCGCUCGCUCUUUUUUCUUUCCCUCCACCCCUCCCCGUUUCAUUAAAUCCGGUGAGUGACGCGGCCGCGGCCCAAUGGGCGGUCGCAGAGGACGGCGAGUAUUCGGGGAUGGAACGUAGGGGCGGGCCGCCAAAGAACGGAGUGACUUUGGAAGCGCCGUCGCGGGGAAGGAGGAGGGGAGGCCAGGCAGGCAGGCGGGAGGGUCGCGUCUGUGUCUUCUCGCCUUCCGUUCUUAUCGCCCUGUGCAAGGGAACGGAGAGAGAGGCCGCGCGGUCCGCAACCGGUUGCAGCUUAAGCUUGCCGUGCAACAACAUGCACGGGGGGAAAGAAAGCGGCGCAGCGGUCACGAGGGCGUUGCACCGGGAGGCCUGUCUUUGGGAUGGGGCCGGGCGGACUGGAAUGGGCUCCGAGGGAGGGUGGCUGCGCGACUUGUGCCUAUGAGCGCUUGGUGCGGGUACGUGGACGACAGAGAGGUAUAUGGAGGUUUGGUUUGCAGGACGCAUCCACGAUGCCUUUCCGGGCAGGAAGUAACCAACAGUCGGCACUACGUGGGUCCUCGUUUUUGCGUGCUUUCCUGCUCCCGUAGAGAAGGGUGCGGUGGAUGUUGCAAACCUAUUCUUCAGCUAUACAUAUAUCUCCCCAACACAAAUGAUCAGAAACUCAUCUCUCCCCCCCCCACCCCCACAAAUGGUCAGAAACGGGGGCAAGUCCAGAGGUUUUUUUAGCUUAGUGAAAAAAGCAAGUGGGUGAGGGGAACAUGAAAGAGGUGGGUAGACUGAUGUCUGGUUCCUGUAAAUUCCUAUAAAUUCUGAUAGUUGUUACAAAAGACCUUUUGCUUAAUUACUUGUGGUCCCCAAUCUAAGGAAUAAUGAUUACUAGACAUCAUUUUAUAUCUGUAAUGAUUUAAUAAUUUUGGCAUGUAUGCUUUGACACAACUUUGUUAAUCUAUUCAGAAACGUUUAUUUGUGUGUUCAUUGCUGUUUUGCUUUUGUUUUUAACCAUGUAAUUGUUGCACGUCAUAAGCUCUAAUGUAAACAAAGAUACAUCUCAAUGCAACCGUACUUAAAGAUGAAAAUGAAUAAAGCUAAGUUAGAAAAAAUAAUGUCUUGUGUGGUGAAAAUGAGUAGGGAGAAGCGUCUCAAAACCUAGGGAAGCUGAAUGAUCGCAGAUUCAGGGCAUACAAAGGAAAGAAUUUCUUCAUGCAACAUGUAAAUUAGGCUUCACCUGCCUUGUAAAUCUAAAGCACUUGCAUAGGACUUUAAGCAGUUUAGCCUUCUCUCAAAGAAUCAUGGGAACUAUAGUUUGUUGGGAGUGCUCAGUGUUGUUGGGAGACCUGUGUUUCCCCUCAGAGCUACAAUUUCCCGAGUUCCCUGGGAAGAGUGAUUGGUUCUUAAAGCCUUCUAGGAAUUGUAGCUUCAUGAGGGGAAUAGGGUGUUUCCCAAAGGACUCUUAACAAACUACAGUUCCUGGGAUCUUGUGCGGGGUGUGUGUGUGUGGAGAGAAACAUGACUGUGCUUUAAAUGUAUACUGCAGAUGGGGCCUCAAACUGUGGAGUCUGUUACCGGCUGUGAUGGCUCUGAAAUGGGAUUAGGUGAAAUCAUGAAGGAUAAGUCUCAAUGGAUGCUAGUCAAGAUGACUGCUACCUCCAGGAUCAGACACAGCAUGCCCCUGAAUACCAGUUGCUAAGGAGAAACAGCAGGAGAGGGCAAUUGUGCUUGUGUCCUGCUUUGGGCCUCUCAAAUGCAUCUGGUUUGCUCUCCUGAGAACAGAACGCUGGACCAGAUAAGCAUUUGGUUUGAUCCAACAGGGCUCUUUGCUUGAUUCCUUUUCAUUGGCUAUAAUAAGAAUAUCCAUAUUGGUCCAGGUCAACUUUAUGCUGCUGAAGUGAUUCUUCCUUUAUAACCUAUACUGUAGUUUAAACAAAUCUUCAUCAGACUGACUACUUGAGUUUAAGCCACACUGGAAAAGGGUGUGCAUAGAACUGUAGCCCCUGAAGGAGUUGAAAUACUGUAUAAAGGACAGAUCCAAAAAUGAAGUACACGUAGCCCUAAGUAGUUGGAUGAACUUAUCUGGCUAUGAUAUGUGUGUGAAUGAAUUGGCAUUACCAGCUAUAUAGAAAGGGAAUAUACAUGCUUAAGUUUGAAUUAAUUCCAUAUUGGUGGUCAAGGAAUUUGAUUUAUCCAGAUUUGCAGAGAAAACGUGGCAACCAGAAUUGAAUAUUUUUGUUCUUCUGUGCUCAAACAUCUCCAUCAUUUUUUAGGUUACAUUUGUGCAGUAAAUGCAAAUCAUCCUAACACUAAACAAAUAUUUACUAUGUUUUUGACACUUUGCGGUUGAAUUCUAGAAAUAAGUUGAUAGCUUGUUGGUUCAUAUUUGAAGUAAAAAUAAUAGUUAAGCAUGCUACCAUUUGCCAUCUGUAGUGUAGUAGAAAAUACAUGCAAUGGCAUAUGAAGAAGUGAAUUGUUAUUUGGCAUAGAAUGCUUUUUUAUUAGAUGAUUUUGAGGGAUUUUGUGUUAAGGCUGUUGCAGAAGAAACAAGAUCUGCAUGUUUCAUGUUGCAGUGAUAAAUACUUGGGAGACUGAUUUUUAUUCAUUGUUUAAUAAGGUUGUGAUCCUGUGCAGUUUACCCUCCCAGAACAAAUCCCAAAUAAAGCGUUUGAGUAGUGGGAGCUUUUUGGCUCCUAGCUGGGGUGGAUAGGUGGGCAGUUCUAUCCUAGUUGUGUAUUUUCCACUCCACGCACUUCUCCAUCUACAUAUACCGUAUUUUUCGCCCCAUAGGGCGCACCGGCCCAUAGGACACACCUAGUUUUUUUAGGGUGGGGGGAAAUAAAGAAAAAAAAUUAUUUCCCCCCCAGGCGCGGGGCUGGGGCGGGGGAAGCCCGAGCUUCCCACGACCCCAGCCCCCAGAACAGACAGCUCUCCGCAAGCCUUGGAGACCGGUGCUGGGCUCCCACGCCUUGUGGAUAUCUGCCUGAAGCCCAAACCAGGUCGGGCGACAGCGGGAAGGCGCACUGUGCCUCCCCGCUGUCCCCCGAGCUUCUGGGGCUGGCAGCGGGGAGAAGCGCGCUUCUCCCCACCGCCAGCCUCCAAACCAGGUCGGGGAACCGAAGCCCGGGGCGCGCACAGCGAGAUGCUUCGAGAUGCAGGCUGCUAUCCACAAGCCUAGGCUCCCAAGGCUUGCGGAGAGCUUCCUGAAGCCUGGAGAGCGAGAGGGGAGAAAGAGCGCGCACCAACUCCUCUCACUCUCCAGGCUUCAGCAAAAGCCUGCAUUCGCCCCAUAGGACGCACACACAUUUCCCCUUCAUUUUUGGAGGGGGAAAAGUGCGUCCUAUAGGGCGAAAAGGGGCGCGGGUGGCGCUGUGGGUAAAACCACAGUGCCUAGGGCUUGCCGAUCGUAUGGUCGGCGGUUCGAAUUCCUGCGGCGGGGUGAGCUCCCGUCUUUCGGUCCCAGCUCCUGCCCACCUAGCAGUUCGAAAGCACCCCUAAGUGCAAGUAGAUAAAUAGGUACCGCUUUAUAGCGGGAAGGUAAUCGGCAUUUCCGUGUGCUGCGCUGGUGCUGGCUCGCCAGAGCAGCUUCGUCACGCUGGCCACGUGACCCGGAAGCGUCUCCGGACAGCGCUGGCCCCCGGCCUCUUAAGUGAGAUGGGCGCACAACCCUAGAGUCGGACACGACUGGCCCGUACGGGCAGGGGUACCUUUACCUUUACCUAUAGGGCGAAAAAUACGGUAAUCUCUGUGGGUGGGAAGGUGGUUGAGUGAGUGGUCUCUCUUGGCAGCUUAAUCCACAACUGGACACCAGUUCUCUGCACUGCGGAUCUGUAUUCUAAACUGAGCAUGACACUGAGAGCCCUGCUAGAUCACCAGUAUUCUGUUCUCACAGUGGCUGACCAGAUGCCUAAGAGACCUGAGUGCAACAGCGCUCUUCCCACUUGCGAUUCCCAGCAGUUGCUAUUCAGAGGCACACUUCCUCUGAAAUUGUAGGUAGAAAAUAGCCAUCAUGGCCAGCCUCAUUUACCUGAAACUGAGACUGCCAUAAUCUCAAUCAGAUUAGAGAUUAAUAAAGAGAACUGUACCAAAUCAAUCUUGUUAAUCUUUCUAUGGUCUUUGAUAGUGUUGUUCGUGGCAUGUUUACUAACAUACUAACAGUUUACUAACAGUCCAUACAAUGGACUGUGGGACAUUGUUACAGUUUGUGGAUGAUAAAGCCCUUGGUGUACGGUGUAAAACUUGAAAUUAGCAUUUCUGACCAGCUGAUGGGACAGUAGCCAACUACUGUGUCCUGUCGUAGCAAGGAUAUAUACUUUUGCAUCUGAAGUUCUCUUUCUCUCAUUCAAGCCCUGUACCCUCUCCAAAUCUGCUCCAGAGGAUUGGGGGAACCAUGAACAGAUUUAGGAGGCAGGUAGGGGAGGAGACGAGCUGAUUGUAUUGUGCAAGCAGGAAUCUGUGCACUGACACAACAUUCAUAAAGUACUAGGUUGGAUAUAUUCCUUAGUGUCUGUUGCAGAAUGCAGUCUUAAAAUGUGGAAAGUUGCCAUUGGUCUGCUUCUGGCAAGUCAUGAAUGUGUCCUCCAGUUUCACUAAGCCAAGUGGGACAGAUUGUGCAGAGUCUCGUGUCUCUGUUGAGGCUUUGUCAAUAGACUACUGAGCCUCUUGGGCUUGCCGAUCUGAAGGCCGGCGGUUCAAAUCUCUGCGACAGGGUGAGCUCCCAUUGCUGUGUCCCAGCUUCUGCCAACCUAGCAGUUCAAGAGCUUACCAGUGUGAGUGGAUAAAUAGGUACCACUGUGAUGGGAAAGUAAAUGGUGUUUCCAUGCGCUCUGGUUUCCAUCACGGUGUUCCGUUGCGCCAGAAGCGGUUUAGUCAUGCUGGCCACAUGACCCAGAAAACUGGACAAGCACCAGCUCCCUCGACCUGAAGCAAGAUGUGCGCCACAACCCCAUAGUUGCGUUUGACUGGACUUGACUGUCCAGGGGUCCUAUACCUUUACCUGUGUGUUUCAAAGUAGCAGAGAAGAGGGAGUGUUGGCUAUUUAAAUUCUAGACAUAAAUACACUUUUGCUAUUGCUUACUUUAAUUUUUCUACUUAAUUCACUAACAAUCACAUAGUGUUUCCAGAUGUGUCUUUAACUUAGGGCUUGAGCUGGUUUUCAACAUUGCGAUAUACUACCAGCUAAACAACACAAUAUACCGCUAUAUCAUGAUGUCUGAAAUAAAAAUGGAGAUAUGUUAGAGGCAUUGGGUAGUUUCACAGUUUUCCCCACAUUGUGAUUUUUGCAUGAUUCACAAUAUAUUGGUAGGUCAGAAAUUAUGAAACUGAUAACACGAUAUGGACUUCAAACUAGUUUUGGACAAUAUAUUACCCAGCCCUAACACACAUCUUGGUUUGUGAUAUAUUGUCAGGUCAAAUCAAUAUAACAAUACAGACUUCAAAACUGUUUUGGAUGCCCAGGUCUAUUAACCAUUCUAGUCCACUUUAGAACAGAAAAAGAACUGACUGAGCGAGGCAGGUGUACUUGUUUGCUAAACUGCGGGUCUGAGAUAGGUAUGAGGUAAGAAGGCAGUGCAGGCAAUUUCUGAAAAGAUGUAGAGCAGGUCUGAACUGGAAAACACUAGCAUAGUGAUAGCUUUAAUGUACUACACUCAACAUGCAGUACUUACCUAUAAAAUAAACAUACAAGAGAGCUGCCAUCUGGCCAGUUUUAAACCAGUCUGACAGCUUUUCUUGGCAUUUUAAACGUAUGCUUAAGAGACCUCCCCCCCAUUACAAGAGAAGAGAAUGGUGGCAAGAUCUGAUAAUUAUAAAUUACUGCAUUGGCUGUUUUGAAGCAUUUUUAUGAAAUUGACAGACAAAACAGUAAAUUUGACCAUCUCCUUUAGCUUCAGAUGUGACACCUUUCUUUGAACAGGGUUAUAACAACUUGCUGGUGUUAAGCAUAAAUCGUUUUGCCAUUAGUAGGGGAAUAUACACACAACUCUGUAUACCAGACAUAGCAUGCAGUUUCUGGUGCAGAGUCCUGUAUUGUAAUGAAAAGUGUGGAAAACUUGCUACUACAAUGCAUCUAGUGAUUGCUAUUACAGCUAUAUCCCACUAUUCCUCCAAGGAGCUCCAAGUGGUGUGUGUAGUUGUUAGAACUAAUUUAAACUUUUGAAUUCUCACAUGUAAUCCAUUUUUUUAAAAAAUCCAGUGGCAUUUCAAAUGCAUUUGGGGCCUCAGAACUUGUGGAAAACUUACGGUGAAAUAGGAAGUACAAUGAGAAAAAUUUGGGGGCAAGCUUUUCAAUUCCAGAGGAAAAAAACAUUGUUAAUGUUUUUCCCAAGCAAUAAAAAACAUGAUGUGUAAGAAGGGCCUCUGAAAGUGCUCAGUAUGGGAAGGCCUCAGGGCAUGGUCUGAAGGGGCUUGAUGGUUGCCCCUGUGUGGAAGCCAACUGUCAGGAUCAAAGUUGCCUGUGAAUGCAUCCAUGAAUAGCCAUAUGACCCUCUCUAUUUGGAAUAUGUUUUCGUAAAGUCACCCAUACUUUUUAGUACUGUUAUGCUGUUGGUUUAACCGAUUGAUUUAAUCACUUGUAUUUGUGUUUGAUGCUUUUGCAUCAAAGGCAGCCCUGGGGUUUCUUGAUGGUUUGGGACUGACCAGUCCCAGCAAUCUGCAUGGUAGAUCGUUAGCAUGGGAACUCUGUGUGCACUGCCAUUUGAGUUCCAUGAAAUAAGUGUGGGAUAUAAAUGAGAACACAGCAAGAUGUAGAAUGCUUCAAAAGUAAUUGGGGGAGUAUAGCAGGAGACUUAGAUCCUUGUUUCUCUAUCCUGUUCCAGGCUCUGUUUUAACUGAUUUGAGAGCAGGGAGCAUUCCCAUCAGUUACCAUAUUGCUAAUGUACUCUGCAGUGCAUUUGUAGCAUGAUGGAGCUUCAAUAAAUAUGAUACUAAGAUAUGAGGAAGGGGUUUGGCACGGUGCAUUGUGCUUAUUUGCAACUAACUUUUCUUCUUGCCCUGCUGUGCGAUAUCAAUCCUUAGGUAAAGGGACCCCUGAACCAUUAGGUCCAGUCGUGGCCGACUCUGGGGUUGUGGCGCUCAUCUCGCUUUAUUGGCCGAGGGAGCUGGCGUACAACUUCCAGGUCAUGUGGCCAGCAUGACUAAGCUGCUUCUGGUGAACCAGAGCAGCGCACAGAAACACUUUUUACCUUCCCACCGGAGCGGUACCUAUUUAUCUACUUGUCUACUUGCACUUUGACGUGCUUUCGAAUUGCUAGGUUGGCAGGAGCAGGAACCGAGCAAUGGGACCUCACCCCAUUGCAAGGAUUUGAACCACCAACCAUCUGAUUGGCAAGUCCUAGGCUCUGUGGUUUAACCCACAGCGCCACCUUAGGGUAACUUCUGUUUCAAUUCUCUUAAAUCCAUUAGAAGCAUCACGUGGCUAUUCUACAGCUAACUUCACCUUGGCAUUUACAUCAAUCUUGUGACCCAGCAAUAUUUUCUUCAUUCUUAAGGUGUGACCAACAGUUCUAUAGACACUUAGACACAAUGAGUAAAGUCCAGUGGUAGAAGGCCGUUUGUGCAGCCAAUCUGCCUACCUCCCCAGGACGACACAAUACUGGGAGGGGGCUCCUGAACAACAUCCCUUGUGUUGCACAGAACUGCAGUGUGAGGGGAGAAUUGCCUGAAGGCAGGUGGUGCAUGGGUGUCCUGUACCAGUGGUGUCUGGCUCUAUGCAAUAUUGCAAUUUUAAGUUUGCAAGGGGUUAUGCCAUGCAUAUAACCCAAUAUUUGCAAUACAGUUUUACCAUAUUUUUCCAUCUAUAAGACGGCCCCUAUUUGGGGGGACUCCGAUUUAAGAAAAUGGGGGGAAUUGUAUCUGCGUAUAAGACACCCCCUAAUUUCUGACAUUAUUUUUUAGGGAAAACUAGUCUUAUACACGGAAAAAUGCUGUAUUUUGUUUUGCAUGAAUGAUGCUAAGGCAACAAGUUGAGGGAUAUUCUGAAAAACAGUAUAUCCAUAUAAGAUCUAAACCAAAUACUGCAAAAAGGCAUCAAUAUUAUUUUGACUGGAAGUUUUGCACCAAGCCUCAAGGCCCAUGUAAUCAUGGUUGCAGAAUUAACCUAGUCUUCUUUAUCCUGCUGUCUCCAUAGCACUUCAGCUUAUUGAACAGCUAUGAAUAGCUUGGAUUCUCAGAAACCCAGGACCUGAGUAAGACAGGACUUCUGGAAGUUUAAAACCAGCAGCUUCAGUUAAACUUAGAAAUUUAUGAUCAGCACUCAUUCCCUGUUGAGUGCAUGGCAAGACUUUAGGUAGGGUGCCCAGUUAAGCAAGCAAGAAGCUUAGACAAAGCACUUGCAACUGGAUUAACACCUGUAGCUGCAAAAGCUGCCCAUCUCGGUCAGAUGAGCCAGGCAGAAGAAUGCUGCAAGAAGACUGACAAAGCUUUCUGAAGACACCAAUGUUCUAUUAAUGCUACAUGCCACCCCAAAAGAUUCCAGGGGUACCAGGCGCACUUACCAAGGUCUCUGUUUCCUUCUGGAAAAAUGAGGCACAGCAGAGACUAUGAUGUCUUUAUGACAUAUGAUUUAUUUACACAUAUAUACAACCUGAAGCCUAGCAUUCCCCCCAUUCCAGGGGGUCUCCCUUGCUCUUCCUAUAGAUGCACAUGGCAGGCUUGGCUUUAAAAGCAGAGAAAUCAGCCAUGCUCUGUGUCUCUUUGUUACAGCCCAUCCCAGUUUGCUCACAUGGUGUCCUUGCUAGCUACCAGCAACAUACAAACAAAUAUAAGCAACUGUGAGGUUUGGUUCAUCAGUUGAUUGCUGUGGUCUGUGAUAACAGAAAUAUGACCCAUGAGCUGGAAUUAAUAAAGUUGCGUAACUUAGUGUGCAAAUCCACCCCCUCCCCCCACCUUUUUAUUGACGCACUUGCUCAUGUCGACCAAUGUUAUUUUUACAAGCCUGGUAUAAAUACUUUUGGGUUUGGUGCACAUCACUCUCAUGUUCUUGGCACUGGCAAAGGCAUAAGAGAGAAGCAGAAAAGAAAACAAUGUUCGUUCGUUCACUUUAAGUGUCAUAUAGAGCUGCACGUGGGAAUCUAGAACAGAAAUGUGUUGGGCAUCAAGCUGUCUAUUUCCAUCAGGCUCCCCCACCGCCAUUGCUGGUUGGUUCCUCAUUGGAGACUGGCUGACCUUUAAGCCUUUUUUAUAGUAGCUGGAUGAGUUGAUGAAAUUGGGAGUUCUUAUGCUGGGGAGCACCUCACUCCCCAAAGAGAGGUGCCUCCUCACACCGCCGCCCCCCAGGGGCUUGGGAAGAGGAUGCCUCCAUCCUUGUGAGGCCAGCACCUUCCUCACCUUAGGAGGCAGCAUUGGCAGCAGCGGGUGCUGCCGGGCCUGCAUGACUGAAAGGCUCCUCUUUGGCGCUGGGCACUCAGCUCCCAGGCAGGCCUUGCACACAGCAAGCACAAGAAAGACCAGUGUACUGCCUGCCUGCCCAACCUCCUGUUUUCCCGUCCAUUCCCAACAGCAAGGGCUGUGGGGCUGGGUUCCUUUGCCCUCUUGCUUGCUUACUCCGAGGCUGCCUUAGCUCCUGGCAACCAGCACGCCCUGGCCAGCCCCAGAGGCACCAUUCACCUGGGGAGCUUGUAGCCAGGGCUGCUGCAACAAACAGCUGUGCAAGCCUUUGGGAGGCAGAGACAUGAGAGGGCAUCAGAGAAAGGGAGGGAGGGGAGGAAGGAAGGAAGGAAGGAAAGAGGGAUGGAGGCCAGUGUUGCCUACGGCACCCCUGACCAUCAUUCAAGGCACCCCAAGGUGCCAUGACACACUGGUUGAAAACUACACCAAAGGUUUGAGACUCAUCAGCUAACCUCACCUGGUUUACCUCUCUCUGACACCUCCAAGGCCUAGUGAUGGUGAGCAAAAAUGGUGGUGAGCAAAAAUGAUUCAACACCCUUUAGGUUCCAGCAGCAAUUUACCAUUUUUUGUUGAGUAAUAUUUAGGUAUUGAGGUAUGUACUGUAAUAAAUUUAUUUAUGACAGCCCAAACAGGAAUAUGAUACCAAAAAGAAUUAUAAUUAACAAAAGUUCGACAAGUUGCAGGAAUGGAGACAUCAGUGUUUUAAAUGAGCUUGAGAGAGGAGGACAUAACUGUUUGGCAGGCCUUUCCGGAAAAGAUACAUUUAUAGAUACUGUAACGGAAAAGACUUUGUUCAUGUAUUAGACCAUACCUUCAGUGUUACAUAAACUAUUCUUUUAAGUUCUCGGUAAACUAAAUGUAUGGCUUACCUUUUUAAAAGGUGUUUUUUCUCUGCAUAGCUAUUUUUGGAAUAUAGUUUACCUUUGCUUCAGUUCAAUGAAGGUUUGUUUUGAAUAUAUUUCAUGCAAUCUCUCCUCUAAAAUCUGGCACCAGAUUCAGGGUUUUCUGAUAAGACCAGAAUUGGCAGCGGAGGCAUUGGGGAGCAAGGUGGAGGAAGAGGGCCUGGCUUUUUAAAAUGGAAACCUUGUGCGUGGCUGUAUUCAGUGUUCUCACUAGUUCCGAAAUGUCCUUUGGAAGAGUUUCAAGAGCCUUUUCUACCUUGAAUUGUUUGUGCCAAAGCUUGUAUCUGCAAGAAGCGUUGCUGUUUGGAAUGGAAGAUGCCAGAGGAGACCCCUCCCUCCAGAAGCUACUGCAUGCACGGAAUGCUUCUUUUUCUUUAUAUCGCUAUUUCCUUCCAAUGCUGCCGCAUUGCAUUUCAUGCAUCUAGCAUGAAUUCCUUAGUUAUUUUUCUUUUAAAAAAUGUUUCAUAGAAUCAUAGCAUUCUGGAUUUGGAAGGGACCCUGAGGAUCAUCUAGUCCAACCCGCUUCAGUGUAGGAAUAUGCUGCUGUUCCAUAUAGGGAUCAGACCUUCAACCUUGGCAUUAUCAGUGCCACACUCUAACCAACUGAGCUGCCAAUGGUGAAUUUUAUUAUUUCCGUUGGCAAGUGAACACAUACUUGCAUGUUUUGAUAAUGGGUUGCCUCGGAACAUUCAAAUAAGCUGCUGUCCACAGGACUUAGGGGUAGUUCUUGUGGGUUGGACGUCAUACUCAUCUGCAACAAAUCCCGAGCCCCAUGAAUAAUGGGUGCUGGACACUCCAGACAGGCAAAGAUUGUUGUCUGAAGUAAUUAACCAUAACAUGAAGACAGACGUGCUUUUGGUGGUAGGAUGGAAAGAGAAAAGCCUCUUGUGACCUCCCUGCACAGCAGUAUUUAUCAUCUUUUCAGUCUGUGUGAGAGUCCUAGAGGCCAGAAGGGUACACUGGGCUGGAAAGGCGACAUGGCUAGUAUGUGUUUCUGCAAACUAUUGAUGCAUUCCUGGCUGCUACUGGAAAUCAUUCCAAGAUUGAUUCAAGUUGCUGAGUGUCACAGGAGGGGGACCCAGAUGCUUUACAAAAAGAGGUGUGUGUGUGUGUGUGUGUGUGUGUAGAUAUAUACGGCUGACUUUCCCAGGAUCUGCCCUUUUCUUGGAGAAUCUGUACGAGCUCCUCACUUGUACAUUUACUAUUUGCUGCAUUUUCUUCCCACUCUUGUUCCAAGGCGCUCUGGGCAUUGUGCAUGGUUGUCCUCCCUGCUUUCCUACAUCAAAGGGUUGCUGUGUAUCUCUUUUAUGAGAUACAGAGAGGAACGUAGGAGCUGCCUUAUACCGAUUCUGGUCCAGAAUGGCAGCAGCUGUCCCAAGAUUUCCGAGAGAAGUCCUUUCCAGCCCUACUUGCAGAUGGCAUUAUUUUAGUUUCUUUAUUUUUUCAGUUUCAAAAACUACUUAUAGCACCCAAUCCGCAUAUAACCCCACCCCCCAAGAAACACCCAUUGCAUAUACAAAGUAAAGGAUACAGCCAGACAUUAAGCAAGGUUGUCCAGCAGGUUAGAGUUGCUUAUAGCAGUGAAGGUCUCCUACUCUCCAUCUUAACAGGUUGUCCCAGAGUGAGCCACGGGUAGCUGGUGGCAAUUGUCCUUUCUGGUGUACUGAAUAAGAAUGUGCCAUGUGAUUUCAAAAUCAAAUUUGGUCUUUGGGUUCCUGAAUGCUAUAAGAUGGUAGAGAUUGAACCUUGAAUCUUUUGUACACAAAACUCUGUUCUUACUACUGACCUGUGGACCUUCUUCAAGGUCACCCAGUAAGCUACAUGUCUUAGUGGGGUUUUGAACUUGGGUUUCCCAAGUGCCUGUGACAUGAAGGAGUUGCUGAGAGUUUUGUUAAACAGUACCUUUUUCUGCUUUUUUGUGAAAACAAAGGAAUGAUAGGUAUAAUUUUCAGAGCUGCUUUGUCUUCAUAUGUGUGCACUUCAGUUAAAUUCUUGCUGUAUGGAAAGCAAGCAAGCAAGAAGAAAAAUAGCACUCAAGAAUUCAGCAUGGGAAUCUGACUUACUUAAUUUUAUUUUUGGCCAAUUUGAUGCUAGAAGGAAUUUAGACUGGGGAAUGUGGGUCAAAAUGACCUUGUGCUGGUGCAAGCUGUCCAAAGGGAGCUGUCCAAAAGAAGCUCCAACCAUGUAGAUUUACCAGCUCUAAAAAACCAUCAGUUGUAGUAUGAGAUCUUUAUCUACUAAUGACUUAACCAAAAAAGCAGAAUGGAGGGCAGGGAGGCAAAUAUUUUGCCUUUGCUGUUUUAUAGAAAAGAGUUCUUGGCUUUCUUCAUUUUUUAAAAUAACUGAUGUUUCUAAACUGCAGUGCUGUUAGAAAUCCAGCAUUACUAAGCACGUGAGGCCCUUUUUUUGACAUUAGCAGGCAAGAGCUGCCGCACUGUGGCUCCUUUGAGAAGGCAACCCAGUAGUGUUAGAACCUGAAGGCUGCAGUUGCAGGGGACAAAUCCACAUUGCUGCACCAUUUCAUGCUGGUGUUUGCAUUCAUAGAAACAGGAUGGAGCUACAACCGUAACUUGCAAUGACUGUGGCCUUCCAGUGUUACUUAGCUGCAUGGGAAAGGGCCAUACUCCUGUGUCACCCAUGCUGCUCAAGGUAAUCUCAGAAGUACCUGAACAAAAGAUGAAACAGAUGCCAGUGUGUUAUUGCAUUGUGCUUACUCCAUUCCCAUCCUGAUGUCAUUGUAUUGAGGGUAAAACUGAAAUUGGAAGUAGCAUGAUACGUAAGAACAAGCUGAACUGGCAGUUAUUUUAUAUCUUUUAAGGGCAGAUCAACAAGGCAGAGUUCAUAGCUGUUUCCAGCAUCGCAUAUUGUAGUAAGUCCCUGUCUGUCUGCAAAGUUGCCUGUUCAGAAGUGAAGCAAGCAUAUGUGUUCAACUCUUCAAUUGAUGCUUGCAUGUGUUUGUAUUUUCAAAAUAAAACAUCGUGAGUUACCAAAAGUUGUGUUUCUUUGUACUUCCCUGACCGAGUCGCUGAUAUAUAAGAGCACAUGAGGGACAGGUUUUUUUUAUACAUUUGUCUGCUGUUUUCAAAGGAUUUUUUAUCUUGUCUCAGCAUAAAGCUAUGCAGGCAACUGCAAUAUUUAAAAAUAGAUGACAAUUGAAAAACCUCAGUUGAAACUCGCAAGAUGACAGCAGAAUUAAAAUGCCCAUUAAAGCCAAGGCAGAGGUCAAAUCACCCAUUAUGAGCAAAGAUAAUGAUGAUCAUAAUGAUAAUAGUUAUAUUAUUUAUACCCUGCCCACCUGGCUGGAUUGCCCCAACCACCAUAAAACAUCAGACAUUAAAAACCUCCAGAGACAGGGCUAAAAGUUGUAUAGCUAUUUAUCUCCUUGACAUCCAAUGGGAGGGCGUUCCUGCCUUUGCCAUGUGGCUAAAAACUGAGAUUAGGUGCAAGUUGAGUUGGGGGAAAUAUUUCACUGUCAGGGCAAUGCCACUGACAAAUCCCAGGUGACAAUCAAUCCAGUUGAAGUAAACCCAUUGAAAUCAAUGGGUCUGCUGCAAGUAGGAUUAACAUUGGAUAUCACACUAUCUCUGGUCUCCACUGCCUCCCCUCUGAAGCUGAUGAUACCUGGAAUAGAGCCUUGGAGGAAGAUCUUAGAAAAGGUUCAAAUGAACCUUUCAUAUGUCCUCAGGCCGUGGAACAGGAGUGCCUGGGAAACUGUUUGGGAACUCAGUUGAAAUAUCCAGUGCCACCCUGAGAAGGACAACCCUGAAAGGGGACCUAGAAAUCUGGAAAGUGAACAGAACUAUUUACCCUUCUCUCCAUCUUUGAAUUUCUUACAGAACAUGAGUGAAAAACUGAACGAUUGUUUGGGGGAAAUGGUAACUAUCAAGACGGAACCCUGCUCUCCAUGCCAGGAAGACGAAUAUGGGCAACUCUGGUAAGGAGAUUUCAAGCCAACUCUGUGGAAACCCCUUUCCAUAUUGAUAUGCUUGCUAAGGAGCAACUGUGCAUCUUCCAAGGGCUGUAUGCCUGCUAAAAACAUUUUUGUUUGGACAAAGCCUACCCAGAUAUUUAGAAUGUUGAUGCAUGUUUUAAUCUGUUUUUUGUUCUUUGAAUUUUUUGAUUUUUUUUUAAUGCAUUGUUGAUUUUUUUAAAUAAAAAAAUAUAUAGGGCGCUUUGAGGUGGUUUGGGGUUGUUUUUUACUAUCAAGAGGUGCAUAGAUUUUAUAAAAUAAAUAAUUAAAUGGGCCAUCACCCCAAAACACAAAAGUCCCUUGUACCUGUGCAUCAUGGUUUUGCCCUGGAGAAAUGUCAAGCUUCCUAGGAACAUGGUUUUUUUUAAAAAAAAAAGUCUACGUGAUCCAUGUUUCACCUAUAAGUAAGAGCGUUUUAAUAUGUUUGCAUUGUGAUUAGAGCUGACAGCACAGCUAAAUUCCUGCAUUGCAAGGCGUUGGACUAGAUGACCCGUGUGGUCCAUUUCCAACUCUACAGUUCUAUGCUUCUAUGAUCUAGGACUGUACAACCAGUGGAUCCCAGGGCAACACACCAAUUGAGGAGUCACAUCCUUAUUGCUCUGCUUAAGACUGUAGGAGCAUGCUGUAGUGCUGUAAUUCACAAUAAGUGCAUGCUUACAAAUUGAAACUUCUGUUUUAAAUAUCAUCAUGAAAGUGUUUUAAUGCUUGUAGCUUAUCGGGCUCAAUGUUUUUUCUUUGCCAUAAGAGCCAGUGUUUACUCACUGUGUUUACUCCCUAAAAAAGUGCUUGCUAUAGUGAUUGUUACUAAUACAUGAUUUGGUGGUAUGCUCAGUAGAAGCCUGGGAAGGCCAGUAUAUUUCAGAAGAACUACAUCUGUUGAGUAAAGUAAUACAGAAAACAAUAGAGAGAUAUUAAUUAUGGAGAGUCCAAGAAAGCUGAUGUUUAUUUUUUGUCUGGAUGUUGAUAAGAAAUGCACUUGCUCUCUUAAACAUUUUUUCUUGACCCCUUCCCACAAUGUAUCUCACACUUGUGUUCUCUUGCUUUCUCAUCAAGUUCUGGAAAGGUUGACUCCCAGUCUGUGAAUGUGGAGCAUAAAAAACUGAAAGGAAAGCAAGAUUUGAUCAUGUCCAAGAGUUUUCAGCAAGUAGAUUUCUGGUGUAAGUAUCUCACUGGUGAACAAAAUGAAUUGUUGUAUCAUUUCCCCCCUUAAGCCUUCAGAAGGGAGAGAAAGUUGUCUGUUGCAACCCCAGCUGCUGAGCUGGAAGAGCUAAGAGAGCCCUUCUUUUUCAGUGCUCCUUGUGUACUGGAGACAGUUUUCAGCAUAUGCAGGCAUGUGCCGUGAUUCAGACUAGUCCUUGGCAUCAGCUGACAUGUAAAUAAGGCUAGCGGUCAGAGGUUCCAGAAUGGAGAUUGAGCAGAACCAUUGAUAGGCAGACACACUGGCAUAGAUUCAGAUACCAAAGAAAAGAAUCCUGCCUCCUUUGUGCCCUAGUUUGUCUGGCAUAUUUUCCCUUUAAUCCUCAGAUCUUAUUUAUUUAUUUCAAAUUAAAUUUCUAUCCCACCUUUCCUCCCAAAGAGGUAUAGGAUGGCAAACAUCGGGCAGCAGAACAAUACCGUUUUGUUUCUUAUAGAAGAUUUGUGUUACACAGCGGAGAAAUGCCUCCUGUCCUCUGCUACAUGUAACACUAGACGACAUGAAUAGAAAUAUGCUCUUAAUCUUUCUAGGGAACAGCAGAGCCCAACCGUGAAGGAGCUAAAUAUACUUUAUCAGGAGGGACAUAACUCAAUAAUGUAGCUAGCUUUUAUUUUAAUUUGCAGAAGAGCUCUGUUCUUGGUCCUGUUCCCAACAUCACAGUUUCUCGGGGGAUGUCAUUGUGGAUCCUUGGCAGGGAUGCUGCAAAACUUUGGUUCCUUGUUAUUUUUGCUUUUGCUUUAAAUGUGUACAUUUCCAGUGCCUGAAAUCUGUAGUCCAUACUGGCUGAAUAAUGAAAAGCAAGAGGGUACAUUCACCCUGCCAGAGAAUUAUUUACUAGUCUGAAUUUCACAGACUCAUAUAUUUGGAGGGGAUCUUAUUGUGGUCCAGCUCCCUGCUGGACACAGGAAAUCCAGAGCAAAUGGCUGCAAAUGCAGCAAGGGAGAGCCCACCCCUCUCCCAGGCAAUUGGAUCCAUUGUUACUAUUAAGAAAUCAUCAUCCCCUUCACUUAACCCAUUUCUCUGAAUUAUACCUCUCCCUCCCUGCUCAUCAUUUGUACUCUGACUUUUAUGCUUAGAGGAAGUGAGGUGACAUUGGCUUGGUUGCUGGUCAGUUUGGCUGACUAUAUUUUGGCCACCUACAUCUGGGAGGAGAAGCAUAACAAAUCCUCUCAAAGGGAAAUAAUUCCCCCUUUAACAGAAGACGUCCAUUUCACCCUAGAUUCCGUCUCUCUAACUGUGCCAACCAUUAAAAAAUUUUCCCCGGGGAAAUUCUAACGGUAUUGUAAGCCAGAGACUUGGGGCCAAGAGUUACCAUGCCCUCUGCCAUCUCCCCUGCUCACUGGCAUGGAUUUCUGAGCAGUUGCAGGACUGUGUUGUGGGCCUCUACACUACGAUGAACUGCAAUGCAGGAAGUUUUAAAGGAAAUGUUACCUAGGAAGUGGUUGUGUGAAUCUGCUCCUGGAAAGGAAAGGCUAUGGGGAAUGCAUUACCUCAUCCAGCAAGCAGCAAGUGCCACGUUUUACAAAAUCUUCUGGCCCCAAGGGCCCCUGCAGGCAGCAACAGAUGAAGGUGUGCUCCCCUCUCUCUGCCCCAACUCUUGGUAAGGAGAGCUGAUGUAGCUCAGCCUCACAGCGGUGUCUCUGUGGUGUUGGCUACAGCUGGAGGCCCAAGCAGAUGAAUUUGGUCUGGAUUACAGAGGUCAAUUUGUGGGCAAAAAUGAUAAAUGCUGCUUUGCGACAGUGGGUGGAUUAGAAGAUGCUUUAUUAUUUCCCCCUGCAUGGUUCUGUGAAUUAUGCCUUCUAGGAAAGCCUUUUCAGUGUUACCUUGGUUUUCGAAUAGAAUGCGUUCCGGGAGUCCAUUUGACUCCCGGAACCGUUUGAAAACCAAAGCGCGGCUUCCGAUUGGCCACAGAAGCCACGCUGGACAUUUGGCUUCUGAAAAUCGUUCGAAAACUGGAGCACUCACUUCCGGGUUUCGAUCGUUCGGGAGCCGAUUUGUUCGGGAGCCAAGGUGUUAACAUAGAGCUAACAUUACUUUGCCAGCUGUCAAGGACAGGAACAGUCAGGGACUGCGCACUCGGCUCUUCCCAAGUCUCUGGACAGCAUAGGUUCUUCAAGGCUGGAAACUGCUUUCAAAAGCAGUCUGCAAAACUUCCCAAAGCUUAGAAUUUUGAUGAGAAGUUCUACGUCGCCAAUAAGUUUGACGUGACCGUCAGAACCUACGAAAAAUAGUUGCGUCCCUUUGAUAGUAUUCCAUGGCCCAGAGUAAAAUCUUCUUUCCUCUUGCCCUACAGUCUGUGAGUCCUGCCAGGAGUAUUUUGUGGAUGAAUGUCCAAACCAUGGCCCGCCCGUCUUUGUGUCGGAUGCUCCAGUCCCCAUUGGCAUCCCUGACCGAGCUGCUAUGACUGUUCCACCUGGCAUGGAAGUGGUGAAAGAGCCCAGUGGAGAGCGGGAUGUGCGCUGUGUGAACGAAGUUAUCCCAAAAGGUCGUAUUUUUGGACCGUAUGAAGGGAAGCUCUCCAGUCAGGACAAAUCUGCAGGAUUCUUCUCUUGGCUGGUAAGUAUCUCAGUGGUGUGGCUGUGGAGGAACCAUUGAGUUCAGUUCUUCAAAACUUGAGUUAAGAAAAUAUGCUCCCGUGGCUCAGUCACAAAAGGAGCACUUCCUGCUUGCAGCCAGGCUUAAAGUGCAGACUAGAAUGGAAUACAGCUGUACCUUGCUUUUCACAACUUACUGUAUUUUUCGCUCCAUAAGGUGCACCUGACCAUAGGGUGCACCUAGUUUUCAGAGGGGGAAAUCAAGGAAAAAAAUAUUACCCCCCCCCCCCAGCUCAGGGAGCAGCCUGUCCGCUGCUCUUUGGGGCUGGGGGGGGCGGUUUCCCCCCCAGCCCCAAAGAGCAGCUCAGGGAGAUCUUCUUCUUCUCCCUGCUUCUGCGGGAGGUGGGGGAAUUCCCCCACCUCCCGCAAAGGCCCACAGGAGCCGCACACCCUUUAAGGAGCGCACGGCUCCUGCGGGCUUUUCUACGAGGAGGGAGAAGGGACUGACUGGCCGCGUCAGUCCCUUCUCCCUCCUGGGGAAAAGCCCGCAAGAGCCGCGGGGGCUUUCCUGCCUGCCUCCCCCCUGCAUUCGCUCCAUAAGACGCACACACAUUUCCCCUUACUUUUUAGGAGGGAAAAAGUGCGUCCUAUGGAGCAAAAAAUACGGUAGUUCCCGAAUGUUUUGGUUCCCGAAUGUCGCAAACCCAGAAGUAACUGUUCUGGUUUGCAAACUAUUUUUGGAAGCCGAAUGUCCAACAGGGCUUCUGACUGGCUACAGGAGCUUCCUGCAGCCAAUCAGAAGCCGCGAUUUGGUUUUCGAACGUUUUGGAAGUUGGAACAGACUUCUGGAACAGAUUCCAUUCGACUUCCAAGGUACGACUGUACUAAAAGUCUAGAGCAAGAUUUUUACUAUUGAAGCAUGAGUCCCUUGGAAGCAAACAGUUCUUCUGUAGACUGUCUCCCAGUUCUCUCCCAAGCUUAAUGGUAAUACUGCCCAAGAGAUAACUUAGAAUUGAGAUGCUUAGAAUUGAAAGUAAAUUGCUACGUAUCUUUCUUCUGGUGGUGUAUCCUCCUCCCUCACCUUUCCUCUCUUUCCAGAUUGUUGAUAAGAACAACCGCUACAAAUCCAUAGAUGGGACCGAUGAGACUACAUCAAACUGGAUGAGGUGAGUCUAGUUCUUGUCUAUUUCACCUCCCACUUCCUCCCGUGGGAUUUAAGCCCUAGGGGAGGAAGGCUGCAUGUUACUUACAUUCUUUGUGGUUAGUGCUUUGGAAAUGACUGCUGCCUGCCUGAAGCUUUUGCUUUCCGAUUUUAUCACUCCGCAUUCUGGCAAGAGACACACAUUUCCGUUUUCUGAUCUGCUUCGGUAUUUGAGUCGUCAGGCUACAUUUGCAGCAAAGAGAAGAGCUUGGAUCAACAUUGACUCCUCCCAAAGUGGCUCAUUGCUUCUUUAUUAUUCUUUAUUAUUUGCUUUUCUGUGUUUUUAACAAAAUUUGUUGGUUUCCGGGGGUUGUUGGCAAAUCAAGAAAAAGGAAAUUCUCCCUAACCCAUCUUGUUUGGACUUGCUUGUUUAUUGAAAUUUGUUGUCUUCCUCGUUGGUUAUAAAGGCACAAUUGGAGAAAUAGAAUUCAUUAGUGUGUUUGGUGCAUCUGCAAAGCUAGGAACACCCACAAUACAGUGGUACCUCGGGUUAAGUACUUAAUUCAUUCCGGAGGUCCGUACUUAACCUGAAACUUUUCUUAACCUGAAGCACCACUUUAGCUAAUGGGGCCUCCUGCUGCCACCGCGCCGCCGGAGCACGAUUUCUCUUCUCAUCCUGAAGCAAAGUUCUUAACCCGAGGUACUAUUUCUGGGUUAGUCGAGUCUGUAACCUGAAGUGUAUGUAACCCGAGGUACCACUGUAUUUUUUUUUCUUAUUGCCUGUCACUGACAGUUGUGAUGUGUUUGUUCCUAUUUCAUUUUAAAUUCCUUUUCCACUCUGCUCAUAGAGCACAGAACAGGUUAACCUAUUUUAAGGUGUUCCUGCUUUCUCAUUCCCUAAAGGACAGCUUUUGAGAGAGGCAGGUGUGUGUGUGUUUAUGUUUGUCUGUGCUACUUACAAACUUGGCUCUAUAGCAACAGAACUGAAAACACGUUGAAGACACUAAUAAUGGUGUUGAAUUUUCCUUUCUUUUUAAAUCCAUGCAUAUAUUGUGUUUUUCCCUUCUAUAGGUUGGUUAGUUUGUGACUUAAUUGUGUUAUAGGUGAAUCUAAAUGAGGCCAAAGAAUUAUUAAUCUAGCUGUGCAAAGCAAUCCAGCUGGGAAUUUAACAAGUUGAUUAUAUACUUGCAGAAAAGAAAAGGGCAAGCCAUUUAGAUGUUAUAUGAGCAUUACGAACAGUAGCCAUAACACAGUGCUGCAGUGUGGAGUGCUUUUGUCCUACCCAGCCUUACCUUUUUCUGGGUAACUCCAUUCCAUUCCCCCCUACUUUUCUACUCUCCCCCCCCCCCAAAAUAGACACUCUUGUCAAUGAUCAUAUUCUGUCCUCAUUGUGCUGCUUCUUGGGCAGCUGGUCGGCCACUGGACUAGAUGGGUCUUUGUUGAUCUUAUGCUCUCAUUUAUCCCCACACCCAGUCUCCCAACAUCAAGUGCCAUGUGAUUAUUAUUGGGUGCUUAUAGUGCAUCACCGUGACAUCCAGGGAUCACAGAACUGCAGAGCUGGAAGGGACAUCUAGUCCAACUCCCUGCAAUGCAGGAAAUUGCAACAAAUAAAAUUAUUAGUAGUAGUAACAGAAGUAUAAUGCCCUGUAGAUACACAUACAGUAUACAGAAGUAUAAUGCCCUGUAGAUCUCAGGGUGGUUCAUAACAUAAAAUUACAAUAUAAAAUAACUUGGAUAGGUGAGCAGCCCUACCCACAUGUCAAAUGUGACCUGCAAGGGGUAGGGGUGAUAGGGAUUUGGCUCGUUGACCACAUCAGGUUCCCCACCUCUGCUAUUGCUUGCAGAAUUGCUUGCAGAAUUCAUAAUCUAUAGCAUCAGCUCUCUAGUCAUCAGCUCUUCCAGCCCUACCUGGAGACUGAACCGUGGUCCUUGCUCUACCAUUGAGCUAUUACCCUACCCCAUUCCAAAGAUUAUUUCUGUACAUGGUGGUUUUAUGUGCUGCUGUUGUAAAACUUGUUCCCUGUUCUCCUUGAAAGCUUUUUUAAAUUAUUAUUAUUUUUUAAAAAAAAGGCCUACCCAACAACCAUUUACGCUAAGGGUUCCUAGCCAUGAAUACCGCCAGCUAAUUAGGUGUUGUGUCCUGUUUUGAUUGUCCUGUAAUUUGCUCCUGGUGGAUCUCUUGCUCUUAAACUUAAAAAGAAAAGAACAGAUGGAUGGAUGGAUGAAACUCUAACUAGGGCAGUUAAGCUGAUAAGAAGCUGUCUUGUACAUUUUCUAAGGGAAUUCCUUUAUCCUAGUGUUCUGCUCAUUCAAUUUGCAGAUGACACAGAAAGGAAAGCUGUAAAACACUCAAGGAUAGUAGAGUGCAUUGACGAAGCAGAGAAGUGAAGAGUGUUUAUUAGAGUUGAUUUUUCAGCUGAAAAAGGUGUCAUAACGCUAAUACCCUUCGGCAGCUUCAGGUGGCAGGCCUAGGUGUUGGACGGUCGAGGUGACCAUGUCCUCUAGAAGACAGGAGAAGUCAGGGCGCCACCUGCACCUUGCUUCAAAAAUCAGUCUGGUAUUUUAAAAUCCAUUCAUAGGUUAUGUGCAAACUCAUUUAAGUGUCAUACGCAUCAGUGUUGUCUGAACUUCGCUACAGAGUGUGAAGGCACUUUGACCCCGCUCCCUCUUAGCUUGCUGCCCCGUCACUUUCAUGCUCUCAAAUGUUCUCCUGUUGUAGCUGGCUGUACUUCCCUCUCUUUCCUUUUGGGGAUGCUUCUACCACCAAAGCUUAUGGAAGGAGAGAUUGGACAUACAGAAAGUGGAAUCUCCGCUGAGACGGGAGAGAGGGCGCUCAUAUUCUCCGCAGCUGAGCAGCUCUGAUUGAGGGUGGAGAAGUGCAGUGUGCUUCUUUUGCACUAGCAAAGGUGAACAAGGUGGCCAGCCACUGCCUUUCAGCAUCAGACCAGGUUGCAGUAUUUCAGUGAUCACUGCACAGAGCUACACCCAUUUGAGAUGGUUCUCUACCUAAGAAUUGCUCAGAUACGAGACAGUGGUGGCUAAUCGUGUAUCUUUCUGUUGUUGAUUUUUGCUGCUAUAUUUUAGCUUGGUAAUUUGUAUUUAAACGAUUGGAUCGUUGCUGCUUUUAUGUUUGUAAGCUGCUUUAAGCAACUUGUUUUGCAGGAAGUGGGGAGAAGGGUAUACAGAAUUUUUAAAAUAAAUAGAACAGUUAUUUUAUGGCUUGCACUGUUCAAGGGUGAUCCAGAGUGCUGAAACCAUAAAAUAAGUGGAAAAGAUAGUUCUGACAUUACAUACAGGGCCCUUUUAAAAACAGAAGCUAAGAGGGCCGGGUGCCCCCUGCCCUCCCCAUGAUUUCUGUUGCGGUUCAGAUAUAUUUUAAAGAAAUAUAUAGCUUAAGAAAAAUUGAAUAACCAGACUGAGGCUGCAGUCCUAAGCACUAGGGAGUAAUUCCCAUUGAACUCUGCACAAUGUGCUUCUGAAUAACGAGGUUAAGGAGUGCAGUGUGAUUUCAGUUUCCUUUAAAACAAAUGGUUAUAGCUGAGAUUUAGAUUCAACAACAUGCAUAAAAGUUGUUAUUUAGACCAAAUAGAGCAUAGCAAGUUACCCAAGGCCACUAGAGCCAAAACAUAUGGGUUGUAUGAAUAAUUCACGUGUGUUUAUCCUAUUCUUGCCGCUUUUGUAUGCGAUGAGCACCUUACGCUCCAUAACAUGGAGGAGGUUUUGCUUGUUUGUUUUGCUGAGUAUUUGUCAUGUAUGCAUGGAUGGGAAGUCUCAAUUGGAUCCAUGGAGGGAAAAAAGGUACACAUGUAGCGUGCAAGGUAAUAGGAUAUAGUCAUGGGUACCUGCUAAAUUUGUAGUGUGGGAUGGUCCUGAGAUAGCUGGUGGAAGUUCUGGUGUCAACCUGCAACAAAAAUCUUGCAAAACAUUUUAGGGUCCGUGUGUGUGUAUAGAGGGAAUGCUUUCUGCAGGAGCUCUCACAAAGUUGUCUACUGUUUUCCCAGUCCCUUCUCCCAAGCCAAGUUGUAGGUUUGGUUCCUCUUAGUAUCCCACUCUUCAUUUGUUUCUGCUUUGUCUCAGUCCCUUUUACUUAGUAAAAUCCACUGAUGAUAUCUUCAGCAGAUACAAAAAGGGGGGAAUUAAUUGAGAGAAACUUAGUAAUACCCAUUUUAAAGGUUCUUGAGUCACAAUCGGAUUGCUGGACUCAAUGACCUAUCUUUUAAAGAAGUAAAUCCAUGUAAUUUGUUCUGUAUCAAAGAAUAUGUGCUAUAUAUUUUUUUCUUUUGGAAGAAUGAUUGAACAAAGCCUCCAAAUACCUGUUUUAAGUGGAAAGAUUACAUUUUUUAAAAAAGAACAUGGUGCUUGUGUAUGAAUUCCCCCCCCCAAAAAAAGCCCCCACUUUCUGACACUUUCUACAUUUAGCGGUGGGAAAUGGAAAGCUUUAUGUGAAUAGAGGAGAGGAACCUCGGCAAGCGGGGAGUGAAUGUACAAUUGGUCAUGUAUCUUGCUUGUAACGGUUUGGGUGCUUCACAUUGAUUUCCUUUUACCCAUUUGUGCUUUGUGGGAUAUUGAACUCAAGGAACAUGACAGAACGAAAGAGGAAGCCCAAGUUCUCCAGGGAGGAGCUGGACAUUCUGGUCACGGAAGUGACUCGGAACGAAGCCAGGCUGUUUGGAAGGGAGACGAUACGUCUAUCCCACGCAGACAGGGACAAGAUCUGGGAAAGUAUAGCCAGGAAAAUCACAUCGGUGAGCCAGGUCCCCAGGUCUGUGAAAGAUAUUAAGCACAGGUGGGACGACAUGAAGAGAAGGACCAAAGACAAACUGGCAUACAUGCAGAGGUCCCUCUCCAGUCCCAGCAGCCCGGGGAGGCCCUCGGCCAUUGUCCUGACCGCCCACGAGAGAGCCAUCGAGUCGACGCUGCAUUCGUCACGCCAGAUGCACGGCUUCCGGAGAGCGGAUCUGGACGUGGUUGACAGCCCAUCAACCAGCUGUAAGUAUUACCUCCCCCCUGGUCCCCUGCUGAACAGAUCAGUUCUGACCAAAGAACUGUAUGUAUUGCACGAAAGGUCAGCCCUGCCCUACUAGCGAAACUGUUAUCUCUGGUUGGCGUUUCCUGUUGCGCUUUGGUUCUCUCCACCCUAUUUCCUCCCUCAGCCUUGGGUUAGGAAUAGAUUGUAGGGAGCUGCACCUUGAAUGAACUGGCAUGAGCUGUGCUACUUCGGUCAAGUUAGCAAAAAAGGGGAUAGGUAUUUUCAGUGCCCAUGGUCUGUGGAAUGGCAAAUGUGAAGAUGCUUGGAAGGUUGUGUGCACACAUUGCCGGAGGGAAAGGGAAGACCAGACGUUUGAACCAAAUCUUCACCCUUAAUAAAUCCAAUAUAUGGGUCACUAGAUGAGUUCACAAGCUCAUAAAUGUGGAUAUUUCUACAUUGCGCAAAGGUAGUAGUAUGUGGAGUUGGCGUAUCCAUGGGCAAUUUGUAUGGGCAAUGCCAUUGAUCUUUCCACCAAUGUACCAUGAUCAAGGGAUUGCCAAAACCAAUCUUACGGCGUGCAAAUGUGUGUACUUGAAUCAUACAGUACUUCAUCUCCUAUCAAGAAUUUCCACAUUUGUGAUUAUGUGAUCUAGCCCUGGCACUUGUAUAUACAAAAUGGUGCUAGGGUUUUGUCCAUUUUAACAUCUUACCAGGUAUUCGUGAUAUUCAGGACAGCGUUUACAAAUGUAGGGUAACAACUAUUUUUCAUUGCUCUUGUGGAAACAAGAGAUUGGCAGUAUGCUUCUGGCUUGCAGCUUUUGAUCUAGUAGACUAAACCUGAAGAAAGUUCCGUAAGUGCAUAGGCUGCACUUAUCAUCAAGGUCUUCUCUAGUUUUCCCUGUUCAACAGGCAGCACUACGGUUUAGGCUUAUAAGGCUCAGCUAGCCACACGGCAAAUAUAAUUAAGCAGUGGGAGAGGUCUAUGACCCAUUACCUCAUGCUUAGUCUUAGACCGGACCACUAGCAGUUCUAAAUGCUAGCCACUGCAACAGAAAUUCUUGCCAUAAAACAUCCAAUGAGAUAUGGCCAAACUCCUAUUUGUUGGCUUUAUUAUUCUGUACUAGUGUUAAACUUCCUCUUCUGGAUUAUAUUUGAUAAAAAGGAAAAGCAUGCAAAAACUGAACUAAAUCACUUUUUACAGUGGUGAAGCCUCUUGUCCCUGAUAAGGAAGAGCUUUGGUGUGUGCAGAAACUGGAAAUGUCGUGUUGAGAGCUGCUUCCUGUAAACCAAGGGAAUGGGUAGAUGAUAUCAGUGUGGUGCCCUUCCAGAUAUUGCCCAAGCCAACAUGGCCAAUCCUAAGGGAUGCUGGGAGUUGGAGUCUAGCAACAUCUAGAAGGCAUCACACUGAUCUUUCCAGUAUUGUUUUCUUCAGCUGCCAUUGGCUUUCCAAGAUUCUGACAGGGGUCUCCCCUUUCCUUGCCACUGAGAUCCUUUAUUGGAUGGUACCUGGGACCUUUUUGCAAGCUGAACUAUGGACUGCUUUGGGUUUACUAGUCCCUUACAAAUUGACAAAGAUUACUUAAUGGUGGAUGACUCCUCACAGGAAAUGAUUCUUUGCAAUUGCUGCUGCUGAAUGAAAUGACUUUGGAAACUCUUAAUAUAAAAUCAGAAUGUGAUUAGAUUGAUAAAGCAACAGUCAUGGUGGUGGUUGUGUACACUUGAAAGUCUACCAUUAACUCUCCUCUUAUCUCAGGAUGUGCAUAAUUUCAGGUUUUUUUGUUGGCAUUUUGUGCCCCAAAGAAAAAUCUGUAGUUGGCCUUGCAUCUAGUGACUUCAAAGCAGUCAUCUUAGAGGGAUGCUAAGCAAAAUGCGUUUUGUAAAUGGACAUUUGCAUUACACAAGAAAUUCUUUUUAAAGGAAUCAACGCCAUAGUCUAUUCCUUGAAAAAAUCUCUUUCUGCAUUUUACCAAAAUUCCAAGUUGAGUGCUUGCUUCUCCUGAACUUAUUGAAAUAGAGAUUUUCAGAAGAAAACAUUCAUGUAAAUAAUCUGGUGUUUUCUGUUUCUGUUUCAAGCUGACGAAGAUGUGGAGGUGCCCGGCCCCUCGCGGCAACACCACUUUUCAUCACUGCAGAGGCACGCAGAAGAAGCUGACCUUCUCUCCAUACCAUCAUACCUUCAUUCUUCUUCUCUGUCAGAUCACUCGGAUGUUAUUAACCAAAGGCAGGAAAUGAGGCAACCAAACCCAUGUUCCCAGUCCUCCUUUAGGCCCCCUCGGCCCUAUGCCCAAAGCCCACCCAUCUCUGGCUUUGACCGCCAGCUCUUUGACACCCACAUUGAACAGACGGAGCUCUUCAGGCAUUUCUGUCAAGAGCUGGUAACAAUCCACAGAGACAUGGCAAAUAACAUGCUUGUGAUCAGCCAGAGGAUGUCUGACCUGACUGGGCAGGUCAGCCAGAUGUGCCAGACCUUGACCAAAAUCAAGGACGAGCUUCAGACUUUGAACAAGGGUCAGGUUCCCAGCACUAGCCAGGUGGCAGCACCAGUGAACCCUUCUGAACCCAAGGCAGGGAAUAGCCAAAGCCAUCCCAAGCAGACGCCUCUUCCUCGGACGACUAGGUCACGAAAGAGAAAGCACCACUUCUAGCUCCCUUCGUAUUAAACAGGAAAGAGUAGCUGAUGUUGGAUUAGAAAAAAAAAUCAUUAGCAUGACUAUUGGGGAAAAUCAGUGAGAGUUCCCUAUAAAGAUGAAUAUAAAUUAUGACAGUUUAGCAGUAGGCUUUGCUCUGUGCACUUGGAAGCGCAGCACCUUGCUUGCCCGCCCUGUAUUAGAAGCUGUGAACACCUUAAAUACACACAGGUGAAAUUUAAUGGCUGUCUUGCUCUAUGGAGUCAAGGUGCACAUAGAUUUGUUUCCUUAACCUUUUAUGCUCAGGAAACGUUACUUAGGCUUUGCAUUUAAAUAAUUGCACUUAAGGUAAAACAAUCCACAAAUAUAUGCUCCCCCCCCUUUUACUUCUGCAAAUGCACUAUGUGGAUCUAAGAGCUGUAAACGGACUACAUUCUUUGCCAUAGUUAGCUAUUGUGGUUUGGGGUUUGAGUACUAAAGCUGGGUAGAUACUGACAAAAGGAGGGACGUGGAAAAAUAGGAAAAAGCAAUGCCUGCUUCUGAACCGCGCAAAGCACCACCCAGCACACUGGACUUACUCAUCAGCUUUUUCUGUCAGGUAGCAAAAGCAGUUAUGGCAGGUGUCAGCCACUUCAGGCCUUUAAGAGGCGUUAUCUAGCAGAAAUUGGUAACAUUGCAGUCCAUAAAAACAAGUGCAUUCUUUUGAAAGUAACUUGCACUGAAAUCAGUUUGCUAAACCUGCUAGAAACAAGUUUUGAAUAAGGUAAACCACUGGCCAGCCUGCUAAUUUUUCUACCUGGUCAUGCCAGACUACAUCUUCAGUUCUUUAGGAUAUUAAUAAGAAUAGUUCAGUAAUCCCUCAGUUUAAAUGGGGGUUACGUUCUGGAGAUCGCACCUAAAGCCAAAAUUGCAUAUAGGCAAAACACAUUGGGUACAAUGGUGUGUGGAAUUGCCAAAGCUUCUUUUCUUCUGGAUGCCCAUCCCCCUUUCCACCCAUAUAUAUGUCAAAGCUGAACGCACACAAGUUAAAUGUGCGCAAGUUGUGGGCUUACUGUAUACCAAGCUGUACCUUUUUUAAAAUAAAAAAUAAAGAGCUCACAAAUUUAACCUUUUUUGUUGAGGGAUGGCAUUUUCAGAAGCAACUAACUGGAGCAUGCUCAAGUGCUGGCUUUGACACCAAUGUAAUUCUCCUGACAUCUUCAGAAUUGCUCUUUUGUUUGCAAACGCGAUGCCGUCUUUUUAAGCCCCUUGUCUUAUCACAGGCUUGCUGGUGCGUGUUCUCCUUAUACCAGCUUCCUGCUUAACAGGAGUGCUGUGCAUGCAUUCAAAUGAACACGUAAGGGCUUAAACUGGUACAGCAGGUGUUACCCACUCCCACCCGUCCCCCAGACUUCCCACACUGAAUGGUUUCUGAUCUUAGGGAGGUAUGCAAGUGUGUCCAGCCAAACGCUCCCAAGUCUUCCUACCAUACACAGGAAAGAUGCGGAAGGAGAUGCGCCUGGUACGCACAGGGUGGGUGCGGAUGGCAUGUGCAUGGUUGCUUGCCCAGUUUAAACUCUCAUACAAUUCUUUUGAAUCCAGGAAUAGGGCAAACAGGAGAUGCUAGCUACUGCCUAUGUGAAUCAAGAUUACUGUCUACUUAGUUCUAAAUGUAGUCUAGCCUGGCCUGUUAGGACUCCACUAUGGUUCUGAAACUGGAUGUUUGAUCAUAUUCUCACACCUGCUAUAGUACAUAAGCUAAAAUUGCAUGUGCACUGUACACUUUUCAUACCUGCACCUGCUCUUCUGCACCCUACGGAUGGGAUGUCAAGAGUUGAGACACAAUCCCCUUAUAAAGUCAUAGCUGCAGUAGUCUACAUUCCACAAGGCCCUUCUGGCAGUGAGGAUAAAUUUAGGGUGCACACUUAUCGGGGAAGGGAACCCUAAUGAACUCAAGGAGACUUCCUUCUACGUAAACACACAUAAGAUUGUGCUGUGAAGGUUAAAGCAUGUUGGGGCAGCUCCAACUCCACUUUCCCUGGGGCUACUUAAGACCAGAGUUCCCUGAGAGGAGAAGGCCAGGCCAGGGUGUUAGUGCCACCAGCUCCUGAAGUAGACCUGAGAUUAAUUUGCACCAUUUGUUUUGUAUUAAUAUUUUAACCCGCAAACCUCCUUGGAUGCCUUGAUAGAAAGGCUUCAUAUAAAUGCGAUAAAUAAAUGAUGAAAAUAUAAUCAGACUGGUUUUUGAAAGCUUAUUUCAGAGGAAACUUCACUUUUCUGCAGUGUUGCCACCUAUUUGCAGGGAAUUUAAAAUCCAUAUGGCAUUAAAUGUGGAUCACUUUUUUCGUGAAUUAACAAAGUUCAGCAUUUGUAUACUUCUGAGGCAGGCAUAGCACCAGUUCGUUGCAAAUUAAUGUGAAGGAAAUAAUGGCGCAGGGUCUGGAAGUGCCUGGUCCUCAGAGCUUUCCACCACCGAAGUGGAUGGGUUUUGCUCCCCUCCAAAGCAAGUCUAGAUUGUAAGCUCCUUGGAGUAGAGACCUCUUUCUUUUGCUCUUCUUAACCCUAUAAAGGACCAUGUCCAUUGAUGGCACUCUAUAAAUUAAAUAAUAGGAAUGUCGUCUGUUACAAAACUCCUGGUGUCUCUCAUAUGUGCUUGUCUCCAAGCCAUUAGGAUGAAUAAGGUUGCUUUGCUUUCCUGUUUCAAACUUUUGUGAUGUGUUGUUGAUUCAGCUAUCAGUUCUUGGAGAACUGAUCCCAGAGACAAAAAACAAGUUGGCAUUCUCAGCCACCGCUGACCUUUUCUGAGAAGCUCAGGUGCUUGUGGCCUCUGGAUUUCUGGCACUUGGGAGAAAUGUACACGCGUGCUUUCUUUUAGAACAGGAUAAGAAGCUGUAAAGCUAAGCUUGAGGAAUCUGGGAUGUUAAUAUAUAGAGAAACAUAUCUGGGCAAAUGAAGGUAUGUCCCAUGAUUUAUUUAUUUUCCAUGGGGAAUUAGCAACAAGGGAUGAGUUCUUUGCUCUCUGAAAUGCUUUCUUUGUGAUCAUCCCCACAAGGGGAUGUUGUAUGUGAUUGUGUAUACCUGGCAUGUUUUAAAGUGCCCCUUGUUUGACUGAAAUGCUGUGCUUGCCCUAAUAUUUCUUAUAUAUGAUGGAAAUUUAUGAGUAUUUUUGUUAACAAUAAAUAUAUAAUACUUAAAACUCAAACUCUUUGUUGGGUAACGUCUUUCCUUCUCUACAUGGGUGCUUUCAAGUUGUGUUCUGGAGCCUGUGUUCCAUUUCAAGGAUAGUUUACAGCUUACAUAUCUCUGUAUGGUGCACAAAUAGCACUUUUCUAUCAGGACACAUUUGUCAGAUUGGGGUGGGUUUUAUGUUUUUUGUUUUGCUAUAUUUUACGGACAAUUUGAGGACAAAAAGCAUUUGCUCAUCAAGAAGGAGCAAAAGAAAGGUGAAUGGUUUGGAAAUGUUCCCAGUGUGAAAGUUUGUUCAUGUGCCUAAAGAUCUACAGAAAAAGCUACAAAUCUGCCCAUUUGCAUUGUUAUACAAAAAGCGACCUCACAAAUAGUAAUGUUCCAGAUUUCAUCUGCCUCGUUUAUUAUUUUAUUUAUUUCAUAAAAAUUUAUAUACUGCUUGAGUUGUAGAAAACCUCAAAGUGGUUUACAAAACUGAUGAGAUUACUACAACUUCUAGCACCAUACAGCUUACCUGAAACAGCAAUAAGGAUUUCAUGAGGAUCUUGCAAAGAUAGUUUGGAGAUCUCAGCUGUCCAUUUAGGUAUAUCCAAGAGUUGAGCAACCAUGCAUGAAAAUUUCUUACAGCUUUUUCAGAGACAUCUUCUGAAUCUCUAAUUAGAUUUUGGGAUUGCUUGUCACAGCUUGUCACAGCCUGUAUAAAAGCACAUAUGCAUACAUAAAAUGGUGACUCGUUCUUUCAAACAGAUUACUACAACAGUUGCUUUGGGACAGGGAGACCCUUGGCCAGUGCUUUUUAGCUUUCCCAGUGCAUCUGGAAAAGAAGUAGAUGUUCAUUUAACUGAAUGGAAUUGUUUAAUUUAGGACUGAUUCUGAGCUUUUCUUCCUUUAAAAAGAAAAUAGAGCAAUCACCACCAGGAAAGAAAAAACCGCUGGUCAGAGCAACUCCUGUGUCCAAAUGUCUGAGGAGUGCAUCUGAUUUCAGCAAACCCAUGAAAACUUAGUGCAACUGGGGAAAGGAGUGAAUCUUGAGAGUUGCUGCUUAGCUGGAAUGGCACCAGCUUUCCCAUCUCUGUCUUCCUCUUGGCUUAGCAAAUCUAGGCAAUGAGGCUGGGGUGGGGGAAGCUUAGUUACAAAGUCAGAAGCUGCUCUGUUCUUCUUGACUUACCCUACAGCAGUGAUGGGGAAUUUGCGGCUCUCCAGGUGACAUUGGGCUCCCCAUCAUCCCCCUCCACCUUGGCUGAUGGUCAGAGGUGAUGGGGAUUUGUAGUCCAAGAAGAGUUGGAGGGCCACAGCUUCCCCAUCUCAGCCCUGCGGUGUCCAGAUCCCUUGGCUUUGUGCAUGUGUCUUCUCCCCAAUCACUCAAAAAUAUAGAUGGAAGCAGCCCCCUCUGUAUAUUGGAUUGUGAAAGAAGUUGCCUGCACACUCAUAGCAUGUGUGUAAUACACUGAGUUGUCAGUCGGUCAGCAGAAAACUAAAACUGAGGCAGAGAGGGGAAGGGCAGCUCACUCUUAUCCGAGGGGUCUGGAUCAGUGUUAAAUACGCCAAGUUCUAAACAGCUUUUGUCCUGUCACUUAUCUGCUACGCAGUAAAUGAAGGUUUGGAGUCUAGUGUUCACCUGUCUCUUUUCUGACGCUAUGAUUAAUUAUUUUGCAAAAGUGUAGUGCAGUGCAAUAUGAGCAUGACAGCCAAGUAUGGUCAUCGGACACAUAUUAGAAGGAUAUUAAUGGAAGUGGCUGGUGUGGUAUGUGAUAAAUCACCUUGCGGGGGAAGAGCAGAAGCUGUUUCUGCUGUUAAAAGGGAGUAUUUCCCAGGAGUAGCUCUUAUGCUAGCAGAAGUAAUGCGGCAUGACCUCUGCCCUCUCUCUUAUUCAGACAUUGCCAGCUCCGCAAUAUAGAUGCAAUCCACUAAGCACAGUUUGUGCACAAUCAUCAGUAACUCUCAAUUAAAUUUGAAACAUGGCUCCCAUACAAUUACUGGAAAAAUGCUCUUGCUCCAGCAACCUCUCUCUCUCACUCAGUACCAAGCCUAGGUUUUAGUAACGCAAGUUUUUCAUAUUGUCUCUGCCCCUCACCUGAUAACUUGCUUACUUUUAUGCAUGCAGAUUAUCGAAAUGUGCACACCAAGGAUUAGUGUGACUAACUAGGUAAAGCUAAUGUGUCAAGAUGGCUAAGAGAUGCAAGCAAGUUCGCUCUUGAUUCAGAUCCUCUCCCCCAUGGACUCUUAAGGUUUCUUUAGGCAAGCCACUGUCUCUCAGCUGCUUCAUCUGUAACAUGGCAGCCAGUGGUUAAAGUGGUGGGCUUGGAUGGAGGACACUUGAGUGAAACUGGGCCUGUCACUAUCUUUCAGCCUAAACAACCUCAGUGUAGUUGUGAGCAUAAAUAGGAAGGAACUGUGUAUGCCUUCUUGAGCUCCUUGUAGAAUAGACAAGCAAUAAAUUCAUUAAAACAAGGGAAAGCAAGACUGAUAAACUUUACAGCGUUAAUAAGAACUACCCCUUUGCCCGCCUCCAGAAAGUAAUUGGCUGUAGGGUAAGUCUGGAGAAAUCCUGGAACAGCAUACAGGGAAAGGAGAGGAUAAAUUGUUCCAUCAGGCCAAGCAGAGAUGCUUGCAGUGAUGGCAUGAUCUCCUUGACACUGCUUUGAAUUCCACCCAAUAACUUUGGAACACAACUUAUACAAGUGCUAUAUAAUAAGAACUUUCUGCAUUUGCCAGAUAAAGAGUACAGUGGUACCUCGGGUUAAGUACUUAAUUCGUUCCGGAGGUCUGUUCUUAACCUGAAACUGUUCUUAACCCGAAGCACCACUUUAGCUAAUGGGGCCUCCCGCUGCCCCUGCGCCGCCAGAGCAUGAUUUCUGUUCUCAUCCUGAAGCAAAGUUCUUAACCUGAAGCACUAUUUCUGGGUUAGCGGAGUCUGUAACCUGAAGCGUAUGUAACCUGAAGCGUAUGUAACCUGAGGUACCACUGUACUGCCUGCAUGCUGUUUUGUAAUAUUUUCACUGACAAAUAAAAUCCCUGCCAUGGAUUUUGGUGUUACCCUUGAGCUGUAACUUAGUGGCUUGGUGAUGGCAGACAAACGGUUUUCUCAUGAGGUUGCCAGAAUGACACCCAACUUUGUGAGAGCCAGUUUUUGGUGUUUGCCUAUUUUUUUGCGCUCAUGACAGUGGCGAUUGUGUGGUUGCCUGACAGCAGCCUUAUCCCUUGUAAGUCUUGACAGUAAGAAAUCCGACUACCACCUUUGUCCCUUUCCAUUUGGAAAUCCUUCGUUUCCAACAGAAAGAGAUAUGAAAUUAGAUCUGACAUUGUUUUUCUAUCUUUUUUACUGUUGCUGUUUCUUAUUGUUGUAGUGCUUUGGAAUGAUUUGUGGGAAGCGAUUUGUCAAUGAUAUCAAUCAAUCGCUGAGAAAAACUGACAGGGGGAGCUGAUGCUGGUGCAAAGUUUUCAGAUGCUGAAAUGCUUCUCGCUGAGCAGCUGCUAUGUGGAGGGUGCUCAAAAUGGCUUCUUUGCAGCAGCUUGUUCUGUAUAGGCCCUUUACAAGAAUUGGCUGCUGGCUACCAGAGUGGGAGUGAAGCUUGAGGAACAGAGAAGCAGUGAGGUCCAAGGGCCCAGCAUCUAAGGCCAUUGUAAACACUUUACAAGCAGGCAUGUGCUUUUCGGAUAUUGAAGAGGAACCUGUGGCUCCCCAGGUGUUGGAAUUCAACUCCCAUUAUCCCUGACCAUUGACCAUGUUGGCCAAGGCUGCAGGGAGUUGCAGUGCAGCCACGUCAGGUGGGCUUCAGGUUCCUCGUCCCUGUUUUAAAUGUGCUGACAACAUUGGUGUUACUAGACAGAGGCAACAGCUGUAUACCAGAUUCAAGAAGCUGUUUGAUAUUCCUUCGGUGUGCAUGUUAUUUCCUUGUAGCUUGUUGCAUAUCAUUAUUCAUGCCAUUCAAUACUCCUCUGCCUGUGUCUCCCUUUUGAAGGUCACUCAUGCUGCACUGUGGCUUCUGUAUGUUUCCUUUCUGUCUAAGCCUCCUUGUAAGUCAAAAACUGUCCUUGUUCUCAGGUAUGUGGCCAUAUCCCGGGAGGAGAGAGAACAGAACCUCAUGGCGUUCCAGCACAGCGAGAGGAUUUACUUCCGGACCUGUCGAGACAUCCGGCCAGGGGAGAGGCUAAGGGUCUGGUACAGCGAGGAUUAUAUGAAGCGAUUGCACAGCAUGUCUCAGGAGACCAUCAACAGAAACCUCACAAGAGGUGGGUGCCUUUCCCUUCCCCUUUUCUGUCUCUGAGUUUGUUCUAGCAUUCCUCUCUGACAAAGAUGGCUUCUGAAGCAGCUACAAACAUCUCUUUUUGGGUGACAGGGGGGUUAAAACCAGCAAACAAAACAUUCCAUAUCACAAAAUGACUGAAAUGAGCAGAAUGCCUGGUUGAAAUGAAAUCCAUCAAAUAGCACUGUUGGGGCUGUGUGUGUGUGUGUGCCAGCUGAUUUUAUGCCUGCCUGUGAGUCAGAAGCAUUAGGUCGAAAGAAAUGCCCUUUGCUGGACUGGAUUUUCUGGCUUGUGGUUCAUUUUGUAGGGUCCUCUUUCCGUUGCAAAAUAAAUACCUAGAGGGACUUCACAAUAUUACACUGGUGACAAAGAGCAGCAGGCAUUUAUACACAUCAGAGAUAUAUCUUUUUAUAUAAUAAAAAUGUAAGGAUGUCAUCAUGAGAGCCCUCGUUGGAGGAUUUGUUGAGCCACAUCACAAUCCUGGAAGUCUGGGUGGGGUGGGGGAGCAAAAGUGAAGGCAGGUUGCACAACAGCAAUGGCCAUGGAUUGGGAGUGAGAAGAGAGAGACACUGAGAGGGGAAGAGUGGUGAUUUAAAACAAUGGCAGAAGUUUGAGUAAAUCGGGGAUGGAGAGACAGCAAUGGCAGCAGGGGGUUGGCAAGUGAAGUGAAACACAGCCCCAGGUGUAGAGAUAGAUUGGUGGCAGUGCCCAUUAGCUGUUAAGGUAAUUUGAGGACAGGUUAUUUGCGGCGGGAAUUUCUGCCAAUAGUAGAGGAAUCUCCCCCUUUUCUUACAUGCGUUCUGUCCAUAGGCCAUCAGUCUAAGACUGACAGGUAUUUGCUGUAUGGGAACUGUGGGUUCCUUCCUAGAGCGAGAGCCAGCUUCCAUGAGUCAACCUGAAGGUGCUCCUCAACAGUCUCCAGCACUGAUGAAAGCGGUUGGGAGAGAAGAAUGGGGAGGAGGGACAAAGUUAAGUUGUGGUGGUCGCUUUUUCCUCCUGCUGCCUCCGCAACCCUUCGUGGGGUGUAAAAUAUUUUGCGUUCAUCGGUGCAAAAUGUAACAGGUGUCAUGGCCCCGCAGUAUGAGACGACGUUUGAAAGCGUGUGUGAGGGCAUCAUUCAGUUGGAAGUCUCUUGAACGGGACUCCGCAGAGUAGAAGGGCCCACACACUUCCACCCUGGUCUUGCGCAGCUGCAGUCCUGUCUUCUUUGGUUUCACUAAAAGAACUUUCCCAAGUUCCUAGCCAUGCCCAGUUCCGGGGGGUAGAAGUAAACACAGCAAAGGUAAAGGAAAGUCCUUUCUGACCAUUCCAAUAAAAGGAUCUCAGGUGUGUGUGGUGGUGGUGGUGGUGGUGGUGGUGUUGGGGAAUUGCCUGAAAUCUCAGAGAGCAAGUCAUUAUUGAACUAGGCAGGCCAAUGGUAUUUCUCAGAAUCAGGCAGUUCUGUAUAUCCUAUGGGCCAUGUGUGCAUGAGAACGUACUCUGCUGCUAAAUCACAAGUGCAGGGCGCAGAUGCUGAAUAAAAAGGUACAGUCUGGCACAAGGGUGUCUGUGGCACAGAGCUCUGUCUACAACUCGGGUUGGGCUUUAUGUGCAAAGACAAGCUAGAAAUAUUGUGUGUGUGUGUGUUUUUAAAAAAGUACAGAAAUACCUUGUCAGUGUCCGUUUCAUCACCACAAACCGCAACAGGAAAUCCUAUGCAGUCACCUCUUGAGUAUUCUUUCAUUGAAACACCCGUGUUCCAGAAACGGUUGACAUUCAUUUGGUUAAUGACAGCGCAAUAUAUUAUGUAAUUCUACACAUAGGAAGAGUAGCUGGAAGCCAAAUUCAGCAUUUGGCUUUUAAAAAAUUCAACACUAGAACAACGUGCAGAAUUCAUGCAUCUCCGUUUAAUGAGUAUUUUUCUUAAAAGUUCCUCGGCAUUUUGAUUUAAGAAAGUGGCUUCAAAUCUUGAUAGGGUCCAACUGGUGGAUACCCAAGAGUUCUUAAAUUUGGAUCUGAACUUGCUGCCUUCCUGACAAAAAUAGGCAAUCUUCCCCUGACUGGAGAUUAAUCCCAAUAUGGGGUUUAAUUGCUCGUAAUGGUGCAAUUCACAUUUUGGGGCGAUUGGCAGUCCUUCACCAUAGAAGAGUUCUUGCAGUUGUGGUGCAUUUUAUUGGUUGCCUUUUAUCUAGUACAUACUCUUCAUUGGUUAAAAGCUGUCCCCGAUUAAUUGGGCAGCACUUAAAAAAGUUAAGUAAUUUUGAUUCAAGAAUCUAUGGGUGCAGACAUUGCUGUAUAAAAGGCAUUGCCUCUUCUCUAUUCCAAAUGACCGUGAUGAUGGUUGCUGCAGAAGGUGCUUGCCUAACCUAAAAACAGAGAGGGGAUGCUUUUCUUCAGAAGCACUGCUUUAUUCAUAUGCAAAUGUAUACAGAGUCAAUUACUUAAUUGACUAAAACCACCAAAUGACUAAAAUAGCAACCUUUCUAUAAGGUGUGUAAAUUAAGUGCAUUUGCACAUAUUUAGUCAUUUCCCUUAAUUUGUUUGUCUCGUGUAGUUAGUCAUGGGGUUGAAAUUCAGAGUUGUGCAGAGCAGAAUUCCACAAAGUGGAUGCCCCUCUAGGCAGAAGAGGAGGGAUGUGAAUUUUGCUGAUUCUCUCUUCCCCUUGUAGUGUUACGUGCCUUACCCACCCACCCCACCCCCCAUCUGCUCUGGACGGUUGGGACACCCUCCAAAACAUCGUAGGAGGGGGAUGCAGGAGAAGAGGAAACAAGUGAAAAUUACCUCUCUCUGCCCACCCACCCACCCACUCCGGUCCAUUGGAGUAUCCAGUUUGCGCACAACUGCAGCAUGCACUGGAUCCAACUUACUUUUGUAAACAAAAAGGAGCUCUUCUAUUCACAGAAUAGCCCAUCUGGACCCAAACCAUAGCCCCUAAUACCUCCUAAGCCUGGCACCAAAGCUUUGCCUGCCACCACCUUCUGAGAUUCCAUCAAGUAGUCCCCAAACACAUUUUUAAUUUAAUUUUUCCUCCCAUGUGUGUUAGUAACGCGUUUUGUGUUUACAAUGAAGAUGGGUCCCCCAGGUUGAUUGAUUCUGUACUUAAUACCAAAUUACAUACUAUCAUCAGAUUACAUGCACUGCUGUCCAUAUUUAGAAUGGAAAUAGAAGCCCAGUUGUGAUCUACUCUUGUCCAAGAAUACAGUGUAAUUUGAAAGAAAAAAAAAUCUGCCAUGUCUAAUCUGGACCUGCAGCCAGUUGUCAUACCCUUAAAAACUAAUUAGGCUGUGGCAUGGGCUCAGUCUUGCCUGACUUCUUCAUCUCUAUAGCCAGACCCUAAGACUUGCGGCGUCAACAGAUAAAUGCUGAUAAUGAGGUGCCCAUGCGCCAUCACACUAUCUGGAAUUGUACUCACCUUCGUAGCAGCUUUAGACUUGCAGUUGUUCAGGACUUUGUUGCCAGCGUUUGAAAUUUCUAUAUAGCUCUUACAAAAGCACACACGUGUUUCAAAAUGAAAUAUAUAUACAUAGCAGCAUAAAACAGCACCUUGUUUGGGAAGCAACCAUGUGUCUUGAUGCUUGGAGUUAUUUGCAAGAUAAGAAGAAAGAUGGAAAUUGAACCAAACCCAUCAUCUUCUGAAUUUCCAGGUAAGGAUAUAUGGCUACUCCCUUUGUUUUAAGUAACUGCUAAUAUGCACAAUCUCUCCACUUUAUUUUGGUGAACUUUGGCUAGGGGCCAUACAUUUAGCAAUCUUGUCGGAACCAACCUUGGAGGUCACUCAGAAGUCCUACCUCAUUUUGCUAGUAAGUGAUAUGGGAAAUGAGAGUGAUUUCCUUGUGUUCUCACGCUUCCUGUCACUCUGGAAUAGAAAAAUGGUCCUUCACGCCUACAGGUUUCACAUGGAAAUCUCUGCAUCACACCCUUCAUGUAUUAUUUGCCGGAUACGUUUUACCAAGUAAAAGUUAUCUUUUCAACAAACCAACACAUUGAACAUUAUUGUCUCAUUCCAGCACAGGUUAGCUGCCUGUUAUUUUAGACCACCUUCCUAUAGUUUGUCUUCUCUUAAAACCAUCUGAGGCCUACUUCUGUAUGGCUGUCUCCUAGAGACUGUUUUCCCUUUUAAACAAAUCUCCAGUCUUAGGUUUCCUGAGACCCUCAUUCCAAUAAGUUUCCUUAUUGGUAAUGCAAACAUGUGAAAAAUGAAGAUUUGUGUGCUCCCAGUUUGCUUUUGCUUUGGGGUGAGGAAUGUUGCGGAAUUCCCACUGAUAAUUCCAACUCCUGAUUUUUUCUUUCUAGGAGAUAAAAAAUUACUAAGGGAAAGGUCAGAAAGAAAUCUAGAAAACCAAGACGAUAUGAGCUACCCCCUCGAGCUCACCACGUCAAAGCAAGGGAAGAGUUCCUACAAGCGCAGCUUUGAAGAAGGUGUGUCUCAACCCCAAACGAAGAAGAAGAAAAUAGACCUCAUCUUCAAAGAUGUUCUAGAGGCUUCUCUAGAGCCAUCAAAGAUGGAAGAGCACAAGGUGAUAAAGAAUUCUACUCCUUCUACUAGAAAGUCCUCCAGAUUUCAAGCGCGAGAUGCCUCGGAAGGUUGUGGGCCUGGUAUUCAUCACAGCUCUCCAAAUCACAGUAGAGGCAGGAAUGAGGGUGAGUGGAAAGUCCCCCGCAGCUCUAAAGACAUUGGCCUGCUGGAAGACGAAGGGGAAGAGGCCUUGUCAUUUAAAGUGAACAGCCCCACCGAUCUGUCUCUGGCAUCGACUCAGGAUGAUGCCCUUGAGAUCCCGACAACUUCAUUGUGUCCCAACUGUGUACGGUUGAAGAAGAAGAUUCGCGAGUUGCAGGCUGAACUAAACAUGCUAAGAUCUGGCAAGUUAGCCGAGGCACCUCUACUACCUCCUCAGGUACCUGAGUACCAAGCAUUUUCAUACCCCUCAGGUAAGUUACACACAAGAAAAGUGUUCCUCAAACACUGUAUAAGGAGUGCCAUUUUGUUUGACAUUCGUGACUAAAUAUGUUCCAGCAUUGAGUGUUCUGAGAAGCACCUGAGGUCUCGUUGGUGGGUUUCAUGAAGCAGGAACGUAGUCCUCUGAGCAAGUGGUCUUGGGAUUGUGACUGUAAUGAUGAAACAUGAUGUUUCUUUUCACUGUAAUCAGGCACCUUCAAUAAAAAAUUCCAUUGCAGCGAAUUUGUUUGCUGUAUUCUUGAUGCAUUCCCUUGCAGGAGAAAGAACAGCAUAUUGUUGUUUUUGAAUCUUACCUAGAAAUUGCAAUUGACUCUCUUAUGUUGAAUAUGAAAUAUACUGGCUUGUGGCAUGUGUGUGAAGUAUGUCAUUAAUAUUUUCCCUUUGUCUCUUUAUCUAAAGGAUUUUGUUGGUUGAAUGCAAGUGUGCAUUUCUUUAUGAAGCUCUUUUCGGGACAUGCUCUGUCAUUAAUGCCCUUUCGGGAAUAUGAAAGUAGUCAGAAUAUCAGAGUGGCGUUUGCUACCCAGGCUUGCAUGGACUCUUGGAAAUUAUGAUUUUAGAUAAUGAGGGGGGCUCGGAAUGUUUAUAAACCAAAAUUUACUCUAGUAACAUGUUCAUUUUUUGCUGCAAAUGGCAUGAGUAGCCAAGGGGGGCAUGUGGGAUAGUUGUCUAACAGUUUUGUGUUGUUUCUUACAACCCUACCUUAAACCUUCUCCAUUUCCCCCUCAUUUCUUUUCUUUCGCAGCUUCGGAAAGCAUCAUGUCUGUUCCCACCAUCAUGGAGGACGACGACCAAGAGGUGGAUUCAGCAGACGAAUCUGUCUCCAAUGACAUGAUAACAGCCACAGACGAGCCUUCCAAAUUGUCCGCCGUCACCAGGAGGAUUCGGCGCUUCAAGCAAGAGUGGCUCAAGAAGUUUUGGUUUCUGAGGUACUCCCCGACGCUCAACGAAAUGUGGUGCCACGUCUGCCGCCAGUAUACAGUGCAAUCCUCUCGGACUUCGGCUUUCAUCAUCGGCUCCAAGCAGUUCAAGAUACACACAAUCAAACUUCACAGCCAGAGCAACCUCCACAAGAAGUGCCUGCAACUUUACAGGCUCAGGAUGCACCCAGAGAAGACGGAAGAGAUGUGCCGAAAUAUGACUCUGCUCUUCAACACAGCCUACCAUUUAGCGAUGGAAGGCCGGCCCUAUUGUGACUUCAGGCCGCUUGCAGAACUACUGAGAAAGUGUGAGCUCAAAGUGGUGGAUCAGUAUAUGAACGAGGGAGACUGUCAAAUCUUGAUCCAUCACAUUGCGCGAGCUCUUAGAGAAGAUCUCGUCGAACGGGUCAGGCAAUCUCCCUUCCUCAGCAUCAUUUUGGACGGGCAGAGCGACGAUUUGCUUGCCGACACGGUUGCGGUUUACGUGCAGUAUAUCAGCAGCGAUGGGCCUCCGGCCACUGAAUUCCUCUCUCUCCAGGAGCUGGGCUUUUCUGCAACUGAUAGUUACAUCCAAGCGUUAGAUAGGGCUUUCUCUGCCCUGGGAAUCCGGCUGCAGGAUGAAAAGCCGAGUGUUGGUUUGGGAGUCGAUGGUGCUAACAUCACUGCCAGCCUUAGAGCUAACAUGUACAUGACAAUCAGAAAGACUCUGCCUUGGCUGCUCUGUCUGCCCCUUAUGGUACACAAGCCGCACUUGGAGAUAUUGGAUGCGAUUAGUGGGAAAGAGCUUCCUUGCCUGGAGGAGCUAGAGAACAAUCUGAAGCAGUUACUCAGCUUUUACCGUUACUCUCCCAGGCUGAUGUGCGAGCUGAGGGUCACUGCUGCUACUCUCUGUGAAGAAACUGAGUUUUUGGGAGACAUCAGAGCAGUGAAGUGGAUCAUCGGGGAGCAGAAUGUCCUCAACGCUCUGAUCAAGGAUUACUUGGAAGUGGUGGCCCAUCUCAAAGAUGUCAGCGGCCAAACACAAAGAGCAGAUGCGUCUGCCAUUGCCUUGGCUCUCCUGCAGUUCCUCAUGGACUACCAGUCAAUUAAGCUGAUCUACUUCCUGCUGGACGUCAUUGCUGUGCUUUCGCGCCUUGCCUUUGUCUUCCAAGGCGAAUACCUCCUUGUGUCGCAGGUGGAUGACAAAAUCGAGGAAGCCAUCCAAGAGAUCAGCAGGCUCUCCGAUUCCCCCGGCGAGUAUCUCCAGGAGUUUGAGGAGAGCUUUCGAGAAAGCUUCAAUGGCGUCGCUGUGAAAAACCUGCGGGUGGCGGAAGCCAAAUUCCAGUCCAUUCGAGAAAAGAUAUGCCAGAAGACCCAGGUGAUUCUAGCUCAAAGGUUUGAACCUCGCAGCCGGGCAUUUGUGAAAGCCUGCCAAGUGUUUGACCUCGCAGCUUGGCCGAGGAGCGCAGAGGAGCUUAUGAGCUAUGGCAGGGAAGACAUGGUGCAGAUUUUUGAGCACCUCGAAGCCGUGCCAACCUUUUCCACCGAAGUGAGCAGAGAAGGCACGGACCCCAGGGGGAGCUUGCUCAUGGAAUGGCGGGAACUCAAGGUGGAUUAUUAUACCAAAAAUGGUUUCAAAGAUUUAAUCGGCCACAUUUGUAAAUACAGGCAGAGGUUUCCUCUUUUAAACAAAAUCAUCCAGAUCCUCAAAGUUCUUCCCACCUCCACAGCCUGCUGCGAAAAGGGGCGCAAUGCCCUGCAGAGAGUGCGCAAGAACAAUCGUUCUCGGCUCACCCUGGAGCAGCUCAGUGACCUUUUGACAAUUGCUGUUAAUGGACCACCUAUUGCCAACUUCGAAGCCAAGAGGGCACUAGAUAGUUGGUUUGAGGAGAAAUCUAGCAAUAGUUACGCACUGUCUGCAGAAAUGCUGAGCAGGAUGUCCUCCCUGGAUCAGAAGCCAGUGCUGCAGAGCAUGGACCACGGGUCGGAGUUUUACCCUGAUAUUUAGCAAGGAAUGCCUCUCCUUUAGAAAGCUGUUGAAUCCCUUUUUUAAAGAAAAAAAAUCAAUACUCUAAGCUUUGAUAUAGUAUAUGAAAUAUAUAUAUAUAUUAUAUAUGUAUGUAUGUAAAGCCCAACACUGAAAAUUUAAAACUUAUCUGAUGGAAGCUAAGAGGAAUUUUUAUGAAUGAGACAAGACUUAACAUUUACUGACAUCUUCAACCGUGGCAGCUGCAAUGUAGGUGGCAACAUUUCAUUCUUCAGAAUCAUGUGCUGGGGCCAUAGUCUAUAUUUUCAAACUGAAUCGAUGUUAUAAGCUAGACGUGGCAGGCCAAUGUCAUCCUACUUCUCAUUAUGCUUCUGUGUGUAUGUCUUCUCUCUUUCUGUCUCUCCUUCUCUCUCUUUUUCUUUGUUAGUUAGCAAUUGAGCCAUUUCAGCCCUCUACUAAUGAUGCUUGGGAUUUUUGAGCCCAGUGCCUACAUUUUGGUAUUUCUUUUCCAGCUUCCCAAUUUUCACGUAGGCUAGAGUGGAUUCUUGCAGCUUCUUCUGGUGAUCUGGUUCAUUUUCUGUUGUUUCUGUCAAUUGGCCCAUGAUGCCCCUUCCUUGGUCUUAACCACCGGUGGGCAUUUUCAGUGUAAGGCAAAACCUUUUUUCUGCUACUCCUGUGAAAAUUCUACUAACGAUUCAUUUAUCUUACAAUAUUGAUAGCAUGUUCAGAUGAAAAUAGCAUAAUGCAGAAGAUGGGGAACUAUUGGGGUGGGUGGGGUGUUUUUGCAUUUAUAUUUUUAUAUAGUAGACAAUGAGAAAAAUUAAAUAAAACUCUUUACUGAAAACCCGGGCUGCUGUGGAAGCUAGAGAGCCAACGAGUCAAAGCUCCGUAACAGGGCAGGGACUCCAGGGCUUAAAAUAUGUAUGCUAAUUUUAUGUUAUUUAUACUCGGUCUUUAUCAUCAUAAAUGGGUUGUGUCUUUGUUUGGGUUUUUAUAACAAGUGAAAGAAAUGCCUGUCACAUUUCUGUGGCAGGGGAUAUCAAUGCAAGAUCCGUCGUUGAUUGUCGUCACAUGACAAGGUCCUCUUAGGGGUUCACAUAUCCUCCGUUGAGUAAGGUUUGAAGUUCAGUCAUCUGGCAAAAGAAAAAACGGAAUGCUGUGUUUAUUCCUGUGAACUGCUUCUUUCAAAGGGGUGCAUGGUAUGGCAACAUAUUUGCAGCUCAAAUAAACACAUCUGUGGAGAUUUUUUUUUUUUUUUACUACCCCAACGCUUAAGGUUAAAUAAGCCAAAAUGAGCACAAAACCUCCACUGCUGACUGUGCCUUGCCCUGCUAAUAUUGGAGAGGGCAGCACCACAACAAUAAUGGACAAUCACAGGAAUAAAAUGAUUUUUUUUGCCCGGAACUACUAGGAUGGCAUGUUUCCAGAGGGACUAACCUUAUGCCAGUCGGCAUUGUUUUGGAAAUACAGCAAUGACGUCAGUUACACUGAACUUUUCCAUAUCCCCUCUCUCCACACACACCCUGCCAUUUUCCUCCUGACCCUUCCUAUUGGUCUUGGUGCUAAAGUAUCUCUGGAACUGAUGCUGCUAGCUGCUAGCUUUUCAUUUACAUAAAUAUAUGAUUUUAUUUUUUAAACUGUACGUUUUCAGUGGUAAUGUAGCAUGUUGUUAAAGCAGUCUCUCUUAGGGUAUUAACUGCACCAGCUUCCUUCACUGUGUCUUUUCCUCCUCCUCUCUUUUUGCUCAGUGGAAAUGUCCUGGGAAUAAUCUUUUAGCAUUGUUCCCAUACAUGCGCGAUUCUUAUAUCCAGGACUCAAAGCUCAUUCCCUCCACCCCGCAACUGCUCAAUGAAAAACAAAGAAAACCCCAGAUACCUUGAUGUGUUGUCAUACAAAAGAACUAGGGAUAGAGGCUCUGUGCUUUGUGGCAUCUCCAAGGGAUUGUAAAGCAGUUGGAGCUGUUAAGAGAACUCAGCCUGGCUGCCUCCAGACAAAAGGAAAGCGGGGUGGGAGGGAAGAUAGCUGGAGGAUUUAGUGAGUCGUCUUAUGACAAAUGCACAACAGUAGCAUAAGAAGCGGCACAUAGGCAAAAAUAGAAAGAUGAUGGGUUGAAGCAGUGGUUUUCAACCAGUGUGCCAUGGCACCCUGGGGUGUCUUGAAUGAUGGCCGGGGUGCCACGGGCAAUACUGGCCUCUGUCCCUCUUUCCUUCCCUCCCUCCUUUGAUGCCCUAUCACGUCUCUGCCUCCCAAAGGCUUGCACAACUGUUUGUUGCAGCAGCCCUGGCUGACCAAGGUGUGCUUCCCAGGCCCCUGUGGGACAGUGUGAGGAGGCACCUCUCUUUGGGGCAGGGGGGGCAUCUCAGAAACCGGGGGAGGCAGCUCUAACUGCCUGGCGGACUCUCAAGGAGAGGGGAGUGGUGAGGAGGCUGAGGAACACUGCACAAGGGAGGGUGUUUGAAAAGCGCCGAGGGGCUCCUGCCUCUGCAGGCAAGGGGUGACACAACUGGGCUCCUGAGCCGCACAGGGGUGCCACAGAAAGAAUGCAGUUGGACAAGGGAGCCGUGGACCCAAACAGGUUGAAAACCUCUGGGUUGAAGAAUGAGCCAGAGGGAGAAGCUCUGGGGUAGGACAGUUGUAAUUGUAUAGGAGUUAGUGCUUUUUUAAAAAUGUGGCACUGACUUCCAUAUGAAAGCAGGGGGUCCGAGCAGGAAUUGAGAAACUAUCCUAGGCAAUCAGGGACAGCAAACAGAAUCAGGUGCAGAUUGCAGCAGCUCUUUGUACAGAAAAAGAACAACUGGUGCAGAUAUACCUGUGGUCCAGCCCUCGCCGACUCGGUGCCCUCCUUCAGCUUUGGACCACAACUUGUAUCAGCCCUGGCCGAAAGUGGAGAGCACGAGGUUGGCGAAGGCUGCUUUAGUCACUUCCACUGCCGGGGUUCAUGCACUGCCUUCUCACUCUGCACACAGAUACGCACAUACACACACACACUUGACAAGUAGCAUUUUAUGUUGGGCUUUAGAAAUUCCUUGUCUGCAAUAUUACCUGCUUUGGGCUGAUGGUAGGGAGUGAGACUGAUGAGCACAGAAGGAAGAUUUGUUAGGAAAUGUUAAAAGAGUUGCGUAGUUUUGAUAAUUUUUGACAGCGGUUAGGGCAUCGUUGGUAUUAAAGCUACAAUGGCAACUUAAUGUAGAAUGUUUUUACAUGAUGCUAUUCUAAGCAUAGAAACAACUGCUGGGAUUUGGAGAGCCUUGGUGUGACCCAAGGCCAACUACAUACCAUGGGUGAUGAGAGAUUAGUAUUGUCAGCAUACGUUUGCACAACUAAGAGGCUUCCAUUCACCCUUGUGUUGGUUUACUGGUGAUAUUAACUCCAAGAGAGUGGUUACCACUCACUGAAGUGGGGGGUGGGGAGUAUAAAUGCUUUGCUUCUAUAUUCUUACUGUCAGUGGUUUUUGGCCAUUUUAUAGGCCCUGUAGAUUAUGACCCAGCUGUCCCAAUACUCAUAAUCUGGUUGUUUUAAUUGGUUCAUUUCAGAUAAGUAACAGAGGCUCUGGUGGAAACGAUGAUAAGGCUGGAUAAAGACAAUUUCAGAAUUUAGAAGACGGUUUGUUAUUUGAAGCACUCCCGAUGUGUGCUAAUGUUAGAGUGCGUACACUAGACAGUGCCUAAGGUGAAUCCAACCACAAUUUAUAUUAAGAAACCAUUUCGGUAUAUGGUUUCUGAAACAUUGUUCCUCAGACUGAUAGCUCAGUCGGUAGAGCGUGAGACUCUCGGGGUCGUGGGUUUGAGCUCCACGUUGGAGAGGGUUGGGCCAGAUGACCAUCAUGGUUCCGUCCAACACUAUGAUUCUAUGAUUCUUAAAGUAAGAACAAUUGGCCGAGGGCUAGGUAAUCUGCAUUUUGCUUUGCCUGUUAUCCCUCUUCAUUAUUGGUCUGAAGAAGAAAUAAUUUGCUAGGACACUGGUUGUUUUUAGCCUCUUUGGGAAGAGAGUAAGAUGCUACUCAUUAAAUGUUCAUGAGCUCACCUGGAUAAUUCCUCUUCUGUAGUUGCUUAUAUUCAGGAGAUAUGUUCUUGUGCUCUGAUGCUCAAGCAUCAACGGGUUGCAGGAGGCAUAAUAUUAAAUCGCCUGUAGGGUAUGCCUAGAAUGUUGUGUAAAUGGGCAAGAAAAUGAAAUAUUUGCAAUGACCAGCAUGCAGAGAACAGAAAAUGGCACAGGCUUCUGUGAAAGCUUCCUCUUCUCUCCCAUUUUGGGGUUUUCAGAGCAGUCUGUUUGUGUGUGUGUGUGUGUGUGUGUGUGUGUGUGUGUGUGUAAACAUUUGGCCAUACUGUAAUACAUGCAGAACACAAUCCAGUUUAAAUUAAGCAAUUUUAAAUCUUUGUUUCAGUGAAAGAGGCAAUCAGGUGCUUAAUUCACUCGCAUUAAAAUCAGUGGUGCUUAACUGUGGCUGGGCCAUAUUUUACAUCAUCUGCCACUAUUUUUCCCCAUAGUGUUAGUAGUUUAACUAUAAAUAGAUAAUCCAGGUUGGUUAAAAUGAGACUGAAAUCCUCCAUGGCUUGGUUUACAUUCACAGUCUUACCUGUGAUGUUAUACAUGUGAUAGGUUUCCACAUAUGAGCUCCAAAAUUACAAAACCGCUUAUUGCUUUUUUAAUUUCAUCUACAAUCUGCCAUUCAGAGUCAAAGUUCUCUCCAUUCAAUGAAAAUGUUCCCUAUCUGAAAUUAUUUUACUACCAAAAUACAUCAAUUACAGUGGUACCUCAGGUUAAGAACUUAAUUCAUUCCGGAGGUCCGUUCUUAACCUGAAACUGUUCUUAACCUGAAACACCACUUUAGCUAAUGGGGUCUCCCGCUGCCACUGCACCGCCGCGCAAUUUCUGUUCUCAUCCUGAAGCAAAGUUCUUAACCCGAGGUACUAUUUCUGGGUUAGCGUAGUCUGUAACGUGAAGCAUCUGUAACCUGAAGCGUAUGUAACCCGAGGUACCACUGUAAACAUGCCUGCAUCUUUAAGCCCCUGAAAGCAUGUUGCACCUUGUAAUGGACUGUUUAGUUAAAUCAAAAGAUGAAAAGUAUUACUUAAAUAAAACCCUAGCUCUGUCAAAAUCACAUCCACUUCAAUGAAGACAUAAUUUUCUUAUCAUAAGAUUUGGUUGCACACUUAGUAAUUUGACCAGUCGUCAAGAAUCCAACCUGUUAAUGCUAUGCAAAAUGGUAUUUGUUGGUAUCCUAUUAUGAAGAAAAAAAUUGCUAAAUAUUCUAAAGUACAGGGACAACAUAAGGACUUGAUGAAUGUGUGAUCAUACACAUGUCUUAGUUAGGGUAUGCAUAUCAGCAGCCAGGUAAAUAAGAAUGCUGGCUGAAGAUUGCAUUGUGAAUGUUGUACUUCCAGGUAAAACAAUGUUGUAUUACUGUUGUGUAUCACUUUUGCGAGGAGGGGUGCUGCCUCCAACAGUUGUGUUGAAUAGAAUAUUUGUCUAUGCUCAGUUGCUAUGAUUUAGCUAUCUGUUUGGUCACAGUCAAACUAAAUAGAGGCUGGGAAAAGAGGACACUAGAGGGCGUCUGGUGUUAAGACGUUUGUGGAUGUGUAGCACAGCCAAAUAGCACAAGAGAAGGAAGCUAUUGCCUGCGUUUGAUGGUACUUCAAAAUGCCUUGUAUAGGUUUCUCCUGCAGUGAGGAGAUAAAAAGGAGCCCGGCUCAAAAGUAUCCAAUUCUAGGAGAUCCAACUGGGAUCGGGAAUCCUGUCACAUUCAGGCAAUGGAUGAUGACGAUUAUGGAUGUGUGAUCUCUUAAAUCUCUAAACCAGAGUUUCCCAAACUUGGGUCUCCAGCUGUUUUUGGACUACAAUUCCCAUCACCCCUGGCCACUAGUCUUGCUAGCUAGGGAUGAUGGGAGUUGUAGUCCAAAAGCAACUGGAGACCCAAGUUUGGGAAGCACUGCUCUAAAUGAUAAAAAGAUACGGCUUGUAAUAAAUUCUUCCUUCUUGCUGAGCACCUGAUUGAUUCAUCUGUUCAUAUCUAUAUCUGUACUUUAACUUGUGGAGUUCUAACUCUAAGGAGGUCUCAUUGCAGAUCUCCCCGCUAUCUUUUAUAACUCAGGCUCUUCUACAGAUGUAUGUGUCUGUUUGUCAGAAACACACUAAGCUCGCACUGAUGCUACCUUGCAUGCAGACUGCCAAGGGUGCACAAAAGUCAAAUUGCCAUGGGAUUGUGGUAAGGAAACAGAAAGCCAAAGCUUCCUACAUUAGCAAAGCACAGUGAGGACACAAGCAUAGAAUCAUAGAGCUGUAGAGUUGAAAGGGACCCCAAAGGUCCUCUAGUCCAACCCCGCUGCAAUACACAAACAGUGCAGACAUGUAUAGUUCUGGCACACUUUUGGGCUAUCAGUUGACCUUUCUGUUAGCCAGUUGUCUGCAGUUCUGCUGGUCUGGACUCUCAGUGGCCAUUCAGAGAUACUGAUCCCACAUCAUAAACACAGCCACUAAGACAGAGCUUGCAGAGCCUAUGACCCUCCAGAUCUCAACAGUCUACAACUCCCGUGGAUGCCUGAUCAUUGUCUAUUUGGGCUGGGGCUAUGGGAGUUUUAACAAUGUCUGCAGGGCUGCAAGCUAGCUACCUCUGCAGUGAGAGGUUUUUCAGGUUAUGUUUCAGCUAAUGCUAUGUUUCAGCUCAUAAGAUGGGCCUGUUAUUUGUAUAGCUAAGACACGCAUUGGGUUAGUAGCACCCCUUGAUGGCAAAAGUCUAUCUCAGAAACAGUAGAAUACCGGUACUAUGCAAUUCCUGUGUCCGUCUGGAGGCAAGUGAAAUAUGUAUGCAUGAAACCUGAUUUAAGUCUACAAUGCAUCCUCUUGAAAGGGGCGGACUAAGGGGCAGAUGUGAGCCUUGAAGUCCUGUUGCUUCCAUUGGGAUUUCAUCGCACCUGACUUCCUCUGGACUGCCCUCAUUUGGCAUUGACCCAGCUAAAUUCAAGCACUUUUAACAUUUUACUGAUUUUCAAGGGGAAAUUCCAAUUAAAACCAGUGGGGCAAAGGACUUUGGCUAGACAUAAUCUAUACACAGCCUGUCCCUAUAUAGCAACCCAUGUACAACACACGAUGUAAGAAAUGAAUCCACAUGCCUAUAUAUCACUAUAUAAGACUGUAUAUUUAGAUAUGUAUCUGUUUUCAAUAGAUAUAAAUAUGAAAUUUAGGGAGAAAAUAGGUUGUCCUAUUGCAAAUGAAGACCCUGCAUUUUGGGGAGAGGCAUAAAGUACUUAAGGCUAAAAUUUGGCUGGUAAGCAUGGCAGCUUGCCAAAUGAAGCCUAUGAUAGCAAUAGUGGGACCAUCUUGCAAUGGAUGCGGGUGAACAUUUCAUCUGUUUUGUGUGCUGACACGGACAGUAAAUGCCUUUAGCUAAGACGUAUCUGACCCAGUUGCGCACUUUCCCCCCUCUGCUUGUUUUGACUUUCUGAGUGCAGGCUGAAAUGUAGCUUGUGCUCUCCCCACCGUUCCAGUUUGUAUUGUUCAAUGGCCAGCAAAGCAGAAUUGUCCGAUGAAUUUGGAGUGCAGUCCCUGGAGGCGGAAGGCCGAGUCCCAUUGCCGUCAGUGAGCGGUACUUGAUGCUCUGUUUAGGGUAGGGAUGCAGCGUUCAUUUGCACAAGGAACAGAGUGUAGUCGAAGAAGAAGAGAGAUGGGUGGCAUCCCAGCGGUUGUUGGACUCCAUCUCCCAUGGGCAUCUGUGACCAUGAGAGCUGUAGUCCUGCAGUAGGUGGAGAGCCACAGAUUCUCCAGCCUCGGUACACAGCGAGGAGGUUUAGCACAAGAAGAAAAAGCUCUGAGUGCAGUGAUUAAAAUAGGUAAAUUGAUUUAGCUGGUGAAUCUGUGCAGCUGCAUUGUUGCUCCUCGGCUACUACCAUCUUGUCUGGCUGCUUUUCAAAGAGCUGCUGCUUUUUUCAUUGUUAAAUGAGCAAAUCAGAUAGCUUUCAGGGUGGGCAGUGGAGUUGUGUCAUUAGAGAAUACUGCAGCCUGAAUGCUCAUUUUUAUUUUUAUUUUAUUGGUGUUGGCAAUGAGGCAUUAUGACUAGACCACUCCAGCAAAACAAUGUUAAUGUGAUGAUACCCUUUUUAAUAUGAAUGGCAGAUCCAAGCCACCGUUUCCAGAGACCGUCCUUUGUGAAAUACCAGCUGGACGGCCUCUUGCUCUUCUCUGGGCAAAGCCAUUAGGAUGAAGUUAGCACAACUACUUCAUACCAGGAAGAGGCGGGAGGAUAAAAUGGUUUUGGACUUCCCUCCAUACAGACACUAUGUAAUGACUUGCGCAAGUUUUUUGAGAAAGACAAAUAUUACUGCUAUUGGGGGCUCGGGGUGGGGGGUGAAUGUGGGAACAGUUUUUCCUCAACCGACUACUUGCACUGACUGGUGUUGCACAGCUACACAUUUAGAGAGCUUGUGCCACACUCACUCUCACACACACACACUCUUAUGGUGAUGAUGCAGGCAAUGUGCGUCAGGCCUCUGUCGCCACCACACAACUCUGGAAACCCACCUCAGUUACAAACCUGGCCUACCUGAACCCCUGCCCCCUGCCCCCCAACCAAGCUUCAGGACUGUAGAGUGUAAUCCCAUAGAAUAACAGCUACCUAGAAAACAUGAUCCUCAGGACUGAACCUCAUGGAUAAGUUACCUUCUCAUGGCUACUGGACUCUUUACCAGCCUGCAAGCUGCCAACAAGGCACCCUCGCUCUGUAAAAUAUUUUUUUUUAUAAAAUCUGUCAGGCACUUCACCUCAUGUAUAGAAAAAACCUUCCCAGCCACUGCUGGGGAGACACAUCACUCAAACUGUAAUUUUAGAAAUGCAACAGGAGGGCUGUCGGACUUCUCCUUUUCAGGCGUCCCCACAAACUCACUUUACGAAGAAUCGAGGAGGUGUGUGAAGAUAACCUCCUCGCAUUUUGCCUUUCCCCUCUUUCCCUUCACAACCCCGUCCCCAACUGUUAGCUUGAACCAUGCACACAUGUAAAUGAGGGGAGGGGAGAAACAAUCUAGAAAUCUUAUUAUUACAUAUGUAUUAAAAUGUUAAUAUCACACUUUUUCUGACAAUGUUUUAAAGAAAAGAAAAAAAGUUAUUACUUUGCGGACUGUGCUUUAUAGUACCUGUGUGAAAGAGGCUAGGACACUGGAUACGAAUAGAGCUAUGUUGAUAUAUCCCUAGUAUGUACACGAGAACUUUCUUUUUGUCAUACAUUAUACUUGUAAUGUAAGAUGAUUAUUAAUAAAAAAAGAAACACUUCAGUUUAUCAAG
Molecule: messenger RNA, 51763 nt
Organism: Podarcis lilfordi (Lilford's wall lizard)
Lineage: Eukaryota; Metazoa; Chordata; Lepidosauria; Squamata; Lacertidae
Source: the annotation of a GenBank genome assembly